Molecule: messenger RNA, 58156 nt
Organism: Podarcis lilfordi (Lilford's wall lizard)
Lineage: Eukaryota; Metazoa; Chordata; Lepidosauria; Squamata; Lacertidae
Source: the annotation of a GenBank genome assembly
GGGGAGCUUCGAAACCCCGGAAGUGGCAGAAGCUGCGGCGGCUUCUCGGCACGUGAGUUCGGGGCUUCAGCCCGGAAGUCGGUGCCCUUUAAUUCUAAUUAUUCCUGCCUAUAUCUUAAUGCUAAGACAAUGAACAGGGCUGACUACUGCAGUCGACACCAAGAUAUUACCUGAAAUAUUGUUUGCAGGUAAUGUCACCUGUAAAUAAACAAUAAACGUCCAUUGAAAAUGGCAAAAGUAGUUUCUUUCCCAGCUAGGUUUAGGCUUGUGAGCCCUGCCCAUGUUUCCUAAGGAGAUUUAACGAACUGAAGGACGUCGUCCUCUUUCUGUGCUCCUCCCGAAGGAAACAUGCAGAUGGGGACAGGUAAGUUUCUACAGAGAAUUUUUUGUAUUAGUGGGACUGAGGCGGGUAGGAACUAGGUACGUGCAAACAGACUAGUUAUUGUCUCACCUUUAUACCUUUAAGCCGCUUACAUACCAUCUUCUCUUGUAUAUCGUUUACACUACAAAGUUAUGCCUUAACUAUGCUUUCUCAGCCUAUUUUUUUAAUUUAAUUUUCCUUGUUAAUUCGGUGCAGUUCUGUUACAGUAGAUUUUGACAGCUCAAUGACUAAAGGUAUUUAGCAAUGAAACGCCGGUUUACCGGAACAAAGUCGGAACACUGAACCACUGGUAUAUCACAAGUGGACUCUUUAUUUACUGUGUUUGCUAUUGUUCAAGAUAAAACUGAUUUGGGAAAGAAGCUCCUUUUGCCAUUUUUAUGGAUGCUUACUAUUUGCUUACAGAUAGUUGCCUUGGUGAUAGUAUCUUGUGCAUCUUAAUGCUGGCUUAGAAGAAGGGUCUCCUGCGUUGCCUUUGUGUGUGUUCUUGGGCUUAGGCUGCUCUAACCUGAUGUCAGGGCUGCUGGGGAAAUCUGUGGCCCUCCAGAGGUUGCUGCAUUUCAGUUGCAUUUUCAGCAUGGUCAGGGGUGUUGUAAGCGCAGGCCCUUACCCUUCUUUCAUGCCAUAUUCAUAGACAUAGCUAGGAUUUAUGUUUGGGGGAGGGGUUGGAUAAGGUUACCAGAUUUUUUUCAGUGAAUCUGGGGACACUUUUCAACUUCAGUAGGAAUGAUAGGAUUUUGUAUGGGGACUGAUUUGUAAAUCCGGGGACUGUCCCCGGGAAAUGGGGGCACCGGGUAACCUUAGGUUAGGACACCCACCUGUUAUCCUCCUCUGUCUGCUCUGUCUAUCAGAUUCAGAAGUCAAAAAAUAAACACCAGGGAGUACCUUUCCCACAGUUAAUGAGUAUAUUUUGCAAAAUUACAAAGAACACGCCUUUUCUCAUCUCAUUUUCUUUUUCAUUUUUUUCUUGGAUUUGCUGAAAUGCUUCUCAGCAUUUCCUUCUCCAAUUCCUCCUUUCCCCCAAAUGUGGUUUUUGUGUGCGCACUCAGUAAGCAUUACCCAUGAAGACGCUCCCCUGCCAUCAUACCCUUAGCCAGGUUUUUACUCUCCGCAAUGUACCGAAUGACUGUUCUAGGGUACAAGGGGAGCAUGGCUGAGCAAGAGAGAUGAGCAGAACCUUUUCUGUGAUAGGAUAAAAGAUUUCUGCCUCUUUUACUAGAUCUACCAUGUCCAGCUCUUUCAACUGCUCUUUGCUGAGUUUCUUCUCCUUCCACAUGGUGUACCAUAGUCCAUCACUCAGUCGGGUUGCCAGUUGCAUCGCUAGAAUGCGCCACAACGUCAUCCAAGUGACUUCAACAAGCAUUUCAGUUUCAAAUAUUAUGAUUAUUUCAACUUUUAGUUAAGUAUUUUUAUUUAUUUACCGUAUUUUUCGCUCUAUAACACGCACCCGACCAUAACACGCAUGUAGUUUUUAGAGGAGGAAAAUCCUUAGGCAUGCCACCCAUAGGCACACACAGACAUAACACACACAGACAUAACACGCACAGACAUUUCCCCUGACUUUUUAGGAGGAAAAAAGUGAGUGUUAUGGUGCAAAAAAUACGGUACUUGAUGGAGGGGGGCAGCUGCUUCCUCCUGCCCCCUGGCUACGCCCAUGGCCCUGUUGGUUCAGAACAGAUAAAAGAAAGCACUUCUUCACACAGCGCAUAGGUAAACUUUGGAACGUGCUUCCACAGGACGCAGUGAUGGCCACCAGCUUGGAUAGCAUCAAAAGACGAAUAGAUAAGCUCAUGGAGGCUAUUGGUGGCUACUAGCCAUGAUGACUAUGCUAAUGCUGCUGAAUGCCAGUUGCUGGAAACCACAGGAGACAAGAGUGGUCUUGUGCUUGGGUCCUGCCUGAGAGUUUUUUACAGGCAUCUGGUUGGCCACUGUGAGAACAGGAUGCUGUUGGCUUGAUCCAGCAGACUCUUCUUACGUUCUUACAUUUACUGUCCAGAGGAUGUGGUUAAUGAGCGGCCUAUAAAUACCAAUAAACAAAUAAUAGUCUUCAGCUUCCGCUCUCUUUCCUGCCACCUGCUGCUUGCUGAUACAGUGGUACCUCGGGUUACAGACGCUUCAGGUUACAGACGCUUCAGGUUACAGACUCCGCUAACCCAUAAAUAUUACCUCGGGUUAAGAACUUUGCUCCAGGAUGAGAACAGAAAUCGUGCUCCAGCGGUGCAGCGGCAGGGGGAGGCCCCAUUAGCUAAAGUGGUGCUUCAGGUUAAGAACAGUUUCAGGUUAAGAACGGACCUCUGGAACGAAUUAGGUACUUAACCUGAGGUACCACUGUAAUUGAGUCAGUUUAGUCACACACUAGCCCCUUUCUCAAGAGAUGUUUAGGCUGCAGCUCACUGCACGCUUACCUGGGCCAAAGUCCCUUUUCAGGGCAUCAAACUGUCAGCAUUUUAUACUGAUUUCCUGCAGACUGGUAUUUCACGAAGAAUCCCACUUCAGCUACGCUUGUCACCUUUAAAAAAAAUAAUGAUAAUUGAGGGGGAGACUUUUUGUCCUAAGUACAGAGCACUUACUCCCUCUCAUAGGGGUGUAGGAGAAGAAGGGCUGGUCUCUUAGCUUGAUAUGAUGCCUCACCUGAGAUCUCCUAAAGCAUGGAUGACUAAUCCGAAUCCCUGCAGAAGAUGCUCGACUACAACUGUUGAUUGCGUGUCAAGACCCCGCAGCCACCCCCUCGUUGGGAAAUAACACACACAAGGACACAGAUAUUAGGUUUAUGUUAUUGGGCAAAUUUGGCCACAACUUUAUUGAAUUACAGAAUGUGAGCCGUAUUGGCUUAGGCAUUGAUUGGACCUGGCUAUAUCUGACUCCUGCCCGAUGCGCAGGAAGUCCGGUAAGGGUAAACCACCGAAUGGAGGAGUCCUGUCGAUGCAGACCAACUCGAGCUCCCCCUGAUGUUCCCGUCGGGGUCGUGUCAUGGCCCUAGCCCCUGACACAGGCUUCGGACAAGAACAGCCCGGAUUCCUUUAACGGAAUACCCUUAAGCUUGGAGGGGCAGGUGAUGGUCACACCUCCCCUCCCCCCCCCACAAGGUCAAACAAUGCCUAACCGCAACCCUAACGAAGUUGUGACGAUUGCUACGAGGUAGGCGAAAACCAAAUGGCCAGUGCCAAUUUGCCAAGUGGAAAAAUUCCUACCAGGCCCCUCAACGGCGACCAACCAUGGUCCAUAGCAAGGCCAGUGCCUAAAACCUGCAAAAUAGGGAGGGAGGGCGGGUGAUUGAGGAAGCGAGCCAAAGAGGAAGCCCUCCGGCUUGUGCCUCUGCUUAAACAGACCCGGCCAUGCCCCCCCCGGCCAGCGGAUUGGCCAGCUGGGCUCUGACGUGGCUGGGAUCCUCCGGGCAAUGGGGGACAAAGUCCCCCGCCCCCGGUGGGGAGUGGGUGGCCACAUGGUCCACCGCAACUCCUCCCCACUGGGAAGUGGAGCAGAUCUGCUGGCCAUACUGGCUGGGGCUGAUGGCAGCUGGAACCCAACAACAUCUUGAGGGACAUAGUUUCCCCCUCCCCUAAAGUGAAAAGUACAGUUAGCUCAAUGUGGUGCUUUUUUUUUCAGCAUGGAGAUGUCAUUAUUUGGGACACUAUGUCAUGAUAGCAUUUUUUUUGGGGUGUUCCUUUAUGGAGGUUAAUCGUACUUUCGAAAUGUCGGUUGAUGAUACUUGCCCCUUAUCUUGUUAAUACUAAUUUUUUGCUUAUGCUUGUUUCUUCUUUUCAGUUUUAUAGGUAUAUGGGGAUCCAUGCUUAUCUAUAACUAAGAAUGUGUGAUGAUUUGGCAGGUGGGUGAUUUAUCUGUUACCUUGAAGAGAACAUUGCUAGGAUGUGUCUUGAUUUUUGCGGGACUAAUUUGAAACAGUUUGCAUCCCAACUUUAUGUGGGUUUAUUCAGAAAAAAAAAAUGAAUAGAAUUUAAUUAAGUACACUCCACUGAAUUUCAUUCAGGUUGAAACCCUAUUUUUGUUGUAUGUGAUUUUUAACAGGCAGAUGGCAUGUUGGAGAUAAAUGCCUUGCUCCUUUUCCUGAAAAUGAGAAGCUUUGUGAAGCCACAAUAACAUCCUUGGAAACAGAUGAAAAUGGGAAUUCUUUUGCAGUUGUAUCUUUUAGGGGCUCUCAAGGAAAGAAAAUACUGGUAGCAAAACUCUGUAGCAUCAAAACCAGUAAAUAUGCCCAGAAGAACUUAAUAUUUGAUGACGAAGAUUUGGAGAAGCCUCAUUUCCCUGGCAGAAGAUUUCCCUCCUCUGCAGUUGACUAUGAGCUGUCUAAGGAUGGAGAUCGGAUCCCAUACACAAUUAAUAGAUACCUACGUGAUUAUCAAAGAAAAGGGGCCCUGUUUUUAUAUGGACACGCUGUUUGUGGUAACGGGUGCAUUCUUGGAGAUGACAUGGGCCUUGGGAAAACUGUACAGGUAUCUUACCUCCUUUCUGCUAUUCUAAGGACAAAAAUGUGUUGAUGUCUGGAGCAGAGUAAAGAAUUGGCUGAAUUUUGCGAGGGUCUCUCGUGUUCAUGAUGAUUUGUGCUCGUGAUGAUAUUGGGCACUCACAAAUUCUGUUGAGUUGCCAGUCAUUUGAAUGAUUGUUGUUUCCUGCUUUUAAUGGUUCUAAGUUUUCGCUAGGGGCUGCUAUCUCUGUUUGCUCCGCUCAUCAAGCCCACUUACCCCUUUGUCAACUCCCCCUCCUUCAUACCUGGCCAACCCUUUACACCUGACCCUUAGCAUCUCAGCUGUGUUUUUGCCUAUCCACCCCCCUUUGGUGAAAUUCAACAUUGUGUUUAGUCUGCGCCAAGUAUUGCAGCUUGUCAGGUGGAACGAUCACCCUUUCCUCUCCAGAGGGGGAGGACAGGGGCGAAAAACCCAUUGCGUGAACUUGUGAGGACAACUAAAUUUCUCCUGCCCCUUAAUUUGUUCUGCUUCUUAGUAUUGUGUUUGUCUGUAGCUGCUUUGAUAAUAUUUAUACCUGUGGGUUAAACCACAGAGCCUAGGACUUGCCGAUCAGAAGGUCGGCAGUUUGAAUCCCCGCAACGGGGUGAGCUCCCGUUGCUCGGUCCCUGCUCCUGCCAACCUAGCAGUUUGAAAGCAGGUCAAAGUGCAAGUAGAUAAGUAGGUACCACUCCAGCGGGAAGGUAAAUGGCGUUUCCGUGCGCUGCUCUGGUUCGCCAGAAGCGGCUUAGUCAUGCUGGCCACAUGACCCGGAAGCUGUACACCGGCUCCCUUGGCCAAUAAAGUGAGAUGAGCACUGCAACCCCAGAGUCGGUCACGACUGGACCUGGUCCCUUUACCUUUACCUUUAUACCUGGGUUUUAUAAUUAAAUAAUUAACGAAAUGAAACUUUGUAAGCCACAGCCACGUUUCUCUCCCCCCCCCCCGUUUUUCUCUCCUCAGUUGUGAGGCCUUUAGAUGUUUCAGGUGUUUAAGAAAGACCUCUAGAAAGAAUUAAGCUAAUGAUAUUAAUGAGAAAGUUGGGAGUCCAUUCUUCUGUCCUGACCAUGAUAUUUGAUAAACCUGGAAGGCAAACAGAUGGUGAGACUGGAGUGAGGUCUUUAAUUUUCCAGAAUUGUCACAAAGUGGGAAAUAACUUAAGACAGUGAUCAUGAGUAUACAGUCUCUAUGCUUCCUUUUAAAAACAAGGCUGAUUUCCUCUUGCUUUUUUUAUAUUGCCUGUUGGGGAAUUUUAUUACACUCUUUCCCAGACACUGGUAUAUACCACUGAUUGCAAAAUGACAGUAUGUGAGGAAAGAUAGACUGUAAAAAUGCUUUCUUGUCAGCGUGGGGAAGGAAGCCUGCAACAUUAUUUUCUCAGAAUGGCAAUUCAUUCUUUCACUCCAAGGAUGAAAUAGCACUCUGCUGUGUGAGACAUCUAGGGAUUAAACUCCAGACUGGUUUUAUUCUACAGCUUCUUUCCAUAAUUUACCACUUUCUCUUUUUUAAAAAAAGUUUCCAUGCAUGGCUUGCCACCUAUUUUGUGUGUCAUUAUACUUGAUAAUAGCAGUGGUUCAUGAUGAGAACCAGGAAUCCAAUUAGAAACAUCUUUUUCACAACAGUUUGAAUUUCAUUGUAAGCUGGAAGUGGAUAUGUGGAUGAAUAUUUUCUUUUCUUUUUAAAAGUAUUUUUCAUGGAAUUUUAUCCACAUUACCCAAAUAAAAUAAAACUUCAUGGGACAAAUGCAUAAAAACCAAGCUGAAUCCAAACCAAGGCUGGCAUGGGAUGUUACAUUUACAAGAAGAAAUGAUAAAGCUGGUUAAUGGAGGGAUAUUUUAAACUUGCCUGGUUUUUUUUCAUCCUGGUCACCUAGCUGAACAGUAAAAUUCUGAUUUAAGCAGGACAUUAGCUUGUGAAUGUGAUUAAAGUAAUCUAUUGACUUUUAAUGCUACAACAAGCUAAGGGCAUCAUUGCAUGUAACUAAAUUAGUGAAAUCAAAGCAAGUGCUGCAAAUUGUCUUAUACGGGUCAUUUUCUGUGCCUACAUGGUUCUCUUUAUAGCAAGGGUGGGGAAUCUGUGAUGCUUGAUCUAUUUUUGGGUUCCAGCUCCUAUCCACCCCAGCCAGUGUGGCCAAGGGUCAAGGAUGAUAGGUGUUGCAAACCACCAUCUGGAGGGUUGCUGUUUGCUACCCUUUAUUUAUAUGCUGCCCAUUCCAUCUUGGGACUUGCAUUAGAACUGGACUUCUGGUGGCUCCAGAUGCCCUGGCUCUGAUUCUGCCCAGGAAGAAUGAGUCUUGUGUAUCAAUACAAGAAGUGAGAUUCUCCUGGCAGAAGAGGUUGGACUCCCUGUUCCACUUGCCAGCACAAAUUACUUGCAUUUGUUGCCAGGAGGACUCACCUUUCUGCAACCUGCACAUUUUAAGAAGGGCUAGUUAGCACAUGUUUCCUCAUCUUGAGAGCUUGGAGACUCUGUGACAGAUGAAGAGUGUUUUGGGUCCCUUCCCUUGCUUAGCUGUGGGAUGCUGUACAGUGGUACGUCGGGUUAGCUAAUGGGGCCUCCUGCUACCACCGCACCGCCGGAGCACGAUUUCUGUUCUUAUCCUGAAGCAAAGUUCUUAACCUGAAGCACUAUUUCUGGGUUAGUGGAGUCUGUAACCUGAAGCGUAUGUAACCUGAAGCGUAUAUAACCUGAGGUACCACUGUAUUUAGUUGCAGCAGUGGGGCUGGCUGAGGUUCUGUUGAGAUUCCUUGUCUUUGGAGUCCUGAGGCAGUGUAUCUAUAUGAGUUCUGAGAAAACAAGUCUUAGCAAACUGUCUUUCCCAUUUGUUGUGAAUUUUAACUGCUUGUUUGUGGAAAAGGCCGUUUCACCAGUUGAACCAUCAUCACAUUCCUACUUGUUCCCACAGUUCUUUCGCUAUGCGAACAGAGCUAUGUAGUCUUCCGCUGUGCAUCAGAGAUUUGUUUGGAGUGCAAUUUGGUUAUUAUUUUCUCUUAAACACUUCAACUUGCGUUUCUUUCUAGGUUAUUUCCUUUCUGGCUGCAGUGCUGCACAAAAAGGGGACACGUGCAGAUAUUGAAAAUAACAUGCCUGAAUUUUUGCGAAGAACUAUGAAAAAAGACAUGCCAUCUGUUCCAAAGAAAGUAAGCUUAGGGGCAUCUUGAAGAUACAACAGUACAAACCGUUUUUAAAUGGAGAUAUGCUUUAUGUAUGUGAGGUUCUAUGGACCACAAUUACACAGCGUGACCCCCGCAAUAUAUUAUAGAAUAUGGUGGUGGUUGUUGGUGGCAUGGAGAACUCUGAUCCAUAGGCUUCUUCAUCUCCUAUGAUAAUUGAAGGACCAUUUGCUGACCCUUCCAGUAGCUUGGAGAAUAAUUGCGCUUGCCUGGAAAACAUUUUUUGUGACCCCAAUAGAGCCUAAGCAGUCUCAACAGGCUUCAGAUAAUUUAAGUGGGCUCUUGGUUCCUAACAAACAGCUGAAGGGGGAUAUGUUUCACUUCCCCAUUAAUAUACAGGGGGAUUCUUCCACCUUCUUGCCUCUGUACUUCUCACCCCUAGUUGGGCUGGCCUUCAUCACGACACUUCUAGGUUCUGCUUCCUGGCCUACCUUUUGUUCCUACCUCUUUCUUAGUCAGCUGUGUUAAAAUCCCUAGGUGCCUGGAUAACAGGGCGCAGACAGAUCUUCCUUCCCUGCUUUGAGAGGGUGACUUUCCAAGGUUGAUAUAAAUUAAAAGCAGUUUUGAGGAUUCCACCUCCCUCACCACAAAGAGUCCUCUCUCAAACUUUGCUUGUCACCAAAUUUUGGCUAGGAGCCAACUGACACUCUUUGACUGUCGAUUCCCUUGCCAUCUGUUCUUCCCCUCGUCUUGGGGAUUUUCCAGGUUUGCUGCAAGUAGGCAUGCUUAAAACUUGCAUAUUCCUGAGCAAAAAUGGGGAGAGGGGUGUUCCGUCAACGGGCACACCUCCGUAUGGGCUGCUUUAGGCCUCAAGGGAUUCAAGUUACAUAAGCUUGCCAUAGAAACAAGAUGGUGGCUACAUUGAAAGAAACUCUUCUGGCUGGGUCUUAAUGAGCUUGAAGGACCUUUUUUUUCUGGGUUUCUCUCACUGUACUGUGCCCAGGCAGCUGAAAAGUAUAGGAUAGCAUAGGAAUAUUAACAGUGUGGGGGUUUUGUACUCAUACGCAGCUUGUAUGUAUUCAGCACCUUGUAUCUGGUUCAGAAACCACAUCACAUUCUUCUUUCCAGCCUUUCCUGAUUGUGGCACCCCUUUCUGUCCUGUAUAAUUGGAAAGAUGAACUGGAUACCUGGGGCUAUUUCAAGGUGAUAGUUCUGCAUGGCAAUAGAAAGGACUACGAAAUGAGUCGAAUCAAGCAGGGGAAAUGUGAAGUCGCACUAACAACAUAUGAAACCCUUCGCCUUUGUUUGGAUGACCUUAACAGGUAACACAAUUCUAAAAAUUACCUCUACUGCAGACAAUGAGUGUCGGGUUGUUGCUGUUGUUGUUGUUGUUGUUGUUGUUGUUGUUGUUUUAUAUCCUACAGGUACUCUUGCAAACCCAGGACACCAAAUGCCUGAAACCUUUGGGAGAAAUACGAGAAAAUGCAUUGAGCAUAUAUAUUGUGGCUGUAAUCCUAUGCACACAAGUUGUCAGUGAUUCCAUUGCAAACAUGCAUAGGAGAAUGAAAAUGUCUUCAACUGCAUUGCAGAAAUAUAUGCGCAAAGGGGAAAUGGUCAAAUUUUUGCUUGGAGUGGAGAAAUACUUCUCUAGUGUUUUUUAAUUGCAAUGAGUGACAUUUGAUGAAGUCUGGGGCAGGGAACAUUUUGGCAACCACCAGUCAGCGGGAGGGUGUAGAGGAAAGGGCUGUAGCCAAAAACACCACUCUCACUCUAGGCAAGCUUCAGUAAUGCAAUAGAACCGUGAUAUUUCUGAAAUGUGAAACAUUUAGCACUUUUAUUAAAUGCUAGCCCUAUUUCUUCAUGUUAUUUUGAAAACUUUAUUAGACUGAGCACCAGCCCUAACUUCUCCCCUAAAGUAUGAAAUGGAUUCUUGCUGGAUGGCAAAUAAUGUAUUGUACUUGGUUUAAUCUCCCGACCAUCAGUUCUAAGUCAUUCCGAAUUGGUGCGAUCAAAUGUUAUCUAGCUGUACCUGUAGCUGUUAAGUUAUGGCUGUUAUGGACGUCUUUGGAUAAUUACAAAAUCCCAGCUGAAAGUUAUAUUCGGUUUCUCUCCCUGCCUCCCUUCAAAGAUAUACCCUUUCUCCCUAAUACAGAAAUCAGUUCUUUUCUCUUGCUGUUUGUAAGGAGUGUCAAGAAUUUUUCUGUAGGUACAAAUAAGCAGGAAAGUCUGGUCACAGUCAUUUGGCACAACCCAGUCAGAUGGGUGGCAAGCAAGCAAAUAAAUUAUCUAUCAUCUAUCUAUCUAUCCCCAGGGAAAGACAAGCCAGGUCUCUCUGAUCAAGCCAGGUACCAAAUGGGCCCUGCUGGCUGAGUUAAGACCAUAUUAGGUGUUUUGCAAGCUUGCAAAUACUAUACUGCACUUGGCACCAGUUCCCUGAGGCGUGGACAAUGCUGACUUAAAAUAAUAAUAAUAAUAAUAAAAAGAAAAAUAAAUUUUAUUUAUAUCCCGCCCUCCCCAGCCGAAGCCGGGCUCAGGGCGGCUAACAACAAUCAAAUAAUCCAACAUUCUAAAAACAUUUCAUUAUAAAAAUUAAUUAAAAUCAAAUUGAUGGCAAUCGUUAAGCAAAAUUCAGUGCACAUUGCCAGAGGAGGGAGUCAGGCUGCGCCCUGACCAAAGGCUUGGUGGAACAGCUCUGUCUUUCAGGCCCUGCGGAAAGAUGUCAGGUCCCGCAGGGCCCUAGUCUCUUGUGACAGAGCAUUCCACCAGAUUGGAGCCGUAGCCGAGAAAGCCAUGGCUCUAGUUGAGGCCAGCCUAACCUCUCUGUGGCCUGGGACCUUCAGGAUGUUUUUAUUUGCAGACCGUAAGUUCCUCUGUGGGACAUACCAGGAGAGGCGAUCCCGUAGGUACGAGGGUCCUAGGCCGUAUAGGGCUUUAAAGGUUAAAACCAGCACCUUAAACCUGAUCCUGUACUCCACAGGGAGCCAGUGCAGCUGGUAUAGUACCGGAUGAAUGUGAUCUCGCAGCGAAGACCCCAUAAGGAGUCUUGCCGCGGCAUUCUGCACCCGCUGGAGUUUCUGGGUCAGUCUCAAGGGCAGCCCCACGUAGAGCGAGUUACAAUAAUCCAGUCUGGAGGUGACCGUCGCGUGGAUCACAGUGGCUAGGUCAGGGCAAGAGAGAUAAGGAGCCAACUGCUUAGCUUGGCGGAGAUGAAAAAAUGCCGCCUUUGUUAUAGCUGUAACCUGCGCCUCCAUAGAGAGGGAGGUAUCGAAGAUUACACCCAAACUCUUAACGGACGGUGCUGGCACUAAUUGCACCCCCGCAAGAGAUGGGAGUUGCCCCCUCAAUCCCAUAUCGUCCCGUCCCAGCCAGAGGACCUCUGUCUUCGAAGGAUUUAACUUCAACCUGCUCCCACGUAACCAUCCAGCCGCAGCUUCCAGACAUCUGGUCAGUGUGUCUGGGGCCGAGUCAGGAUGGCCAUCCAUCAACAGAUAGAGUUGGGUGUCAUCGGCAUACUGAUGGCAACCCAGCCCAAAACUCCAGACAAGCUGGGCGAGGGGGCGCAUAAAGAUGUUGAAAAGCAUCGGGGAGAGUAUCGCACCCUGAGGCACUCCACACACCAAGGAGUGGCGUGAUGACAAUUCCCCCCCAAGCGCCACCCUCUGUCCCCGACCAGAGAGAAACGAGCGCAGCCAUUGAAGGACUGUGCCCUGGAUCCCCACGUCGGCAAGGCGGUGGUCCAGGAGUUCGUGAUCGACCAUGUCGAAGGCUGCUGACAGGUCUAGAAGAAUCAGCAGCCCCGACCCUCCUCGAUCCAACUGCCUGCGGAGAUCAUCUGUUAGGGCGACCAAAGCCGUCUCGGUCCCAUGACCAGUUCUUGUCCAGUUCUGUCAGUACUGACAUCUGUGCUGGAGGGGAUGUCAAUGGGUGCUUCUCUCUGAGAAAACCAAGCAAGCUAUGUCCACAAGCCAAGGAGGCUCAGGGAAGAGGUUGACUCCCAUGAGUGGAAUGGUCUGUAUUUUCCCCUUAUCUGUUUCUUCUUCAAGCUUGUAUGAGGGGCUGGGUUUGGGGGUCGUCAUCAUCAUCCAUAUAAUUUAUUACCACCAAAUUUCUGAGGGUGGUGGAACAGCCAAGCACGAGAGGGGGUUUGUAGGGAAAGUGAUGGGCUUUCAGGUAUUUGGGGCUUGAGCCAUGACAAAGAUGUAAUAUGGAGCAUAGAUGGGAGGGAGUGCAUUGAACCUUUUUUUUUAAAAAAAAACUUUUCAGCUACAUUUUUUAAAAAACUUGCUGUAUUUUUAACCCCCCUUUUUUUGUUUUGAUACUCUGUACUCUCAUUGUCCCAGAACCAUGGAAAGUUCAGUCUUGAGUGUCAUUGUUUUGCAUAAUAUGGGAAACCUCAUUGGCAAUAGCUUAUGAAAUAAUAUAUUUGGAGGAUUUAGGGAGACUCUCAUAAUUUCUGGUUGUUUUCCCAGCUUAGAGUGGUCGGCUGUCAUUGUAGAUGAAGUGCAUAGAAUCAAGAAUCCGAAAUCGCAAAUAACCCAGACCAUGAAGGCUCUAAAGUGCAAGGUUCGAUUGGGACUUACUGGGACGAUUCUGCAGAACAACAUGAAGGAACUUUGGUGUGUCAUGGACUGGUAAGCACAAUAAAAGUGAACCUUGCAAGUAUAGGUUGAAUGCUCAUUCACUGUUGAUGCCAUUUUAUUAUUUAUCUACAUGCACAGAUAGUGUUUUUUGCACAGUGUUUUAGUUAUGGCACGACCAGUAUUAUAAAUGCUCUAAUAUUACGUUUCAGUCCAUGUGGUGACAUGGAUAUCACUCUUAGGGGUACAUUCUCGGGUAUCUAGAAAAUGAACAUAUUUUAAAAUAUGCAUGGGAAUUUAGUUAGCCAGCAGCUGGAACACAACAGCAGACAGAGAAUCUGGAUCUUUGGUUGUAGAAUCCUGCUGGAUAUGUGAGUGCUGGAGUGACACACAAGAAAUCACAGCAGAUGGAAGAAAGAGGUCACAACAAGAAUGAAAAUAUGUCUGCUGAUUUUUUCCUGUCUCUUAGGGCUGUACCGGGACUUUUGGGUAAUGAAGCGCGCUUCAAGAAGGAAUUUUCUGAUCCAGUAGAACAUGGUCAGAGGCACACUGCAACCAAAAGAGAACUAGCAACAGGUCGAAAAGCAAUGCAGAGGCUAGCUCAGAAAAUAUCUCGCUACUUCUUAAGGCGUACAAAAGCUCUUAUAAACGAUCAGUUGCCCAAGAAGGAGGACAGAGUAAGAGUGAUCAGCUACAAUAAAUUUGUCUAUAGCUUUUCAAUGUGGAUUUAAUAAAAUUUGGCACUGUGGUGUAAACCACUGAGCCUUGGGCUUGCCGAUCGGAAGGUCGGUGGUUCAAAUCCCCAUGACGGGGUGAGCUCCCAUUGCUCGGUCCCAGCUCCUGCCAACUUAGCAGUUCGAAAGCACGUCAAAGUGCAAGUAGAUAAAUAGGUACCACUCUGGUGGGAAGGUAAACAGUGUUUCAGUGUGCUGCUCUGGUUUUGCCAGAAGCGGCUUGGUCAUGCUGGCUGCAUGACCUGGAAAAAACUGCCUGUGGACAAAUGUUGGCUCCCUCAGCCAGUAAAGCAAGAUGAGCGCCACAACCCCAGAGUCAUUCACGACUGGACUUAACUAUCAGGGGCCCUUUACCUUUACCUUACCUUGUAGACAUCUGGGGUGAGUGGGAGAUCCACUCACAUGCGCAACUGUGUUUGUGCACUGGACUGGGGCUGUGAGGUGCAUUUAUGGGAAAUCCAUUUGCUGUUAGCAGUGCUCUGCAAAUACGUAGGCAUGAAUGGGUCUAGAGAAGGACUGAAUCGUCUCCUUGAUUGCUAAAAUGUUUUUUUUCUAGUAAUUUUAGUAUUGUGAGCCAGUGUAAGGAAAGGAUUAAAUACUGCUGUUAAGCAAUAUUGUUUUUGUCAUUUGCAAUUUUUCUCAAUAUGGGACUUUCUGCAGACAAAUGAUUUUUCACAUCUAGCCUUUCAUAUUUUGUCCAGAAUUUGUAAUUACAAGCCCAAAUAACUCCCAUAGCUCAGUCUGCAAGCUUAAUGUCUUCAGUUCCCACGCAAAAAUUUGUUAAUGGACCGGAGUUCAUUUAAAAGACUAGCGAGAUGCUUUUUGCUCUCAUACUUCCUUUUCUUCUGAUAAAUGCAUGUAAAAACCUAAUUGAAUUGUUAAAUGGAAAAAGACUGCCUGGGCUUGGCAUCACCAUCAUGAAAGAGUACAUGCAUUUCACUUGUCUUGCCUUGUACGUUGAGCACAAGAGUACAUUUUAGAGGAUACACAAUCACACAUACUUUUAAUAAAGAUGCACAUUUGUCUACUGCUUUUCCUUCCUUAUUUAUACCUACCUUUUAGCCAAAGCCUGUAAUAAUACAGUCUAAACUGGGCUUUCUAAAGAGAAGAUUAACAGCAAUGCCACUCGGUUGCCUUUAAUCUUGCAGCUUUCAUUUCAUUUCAUUCUCUUGAUAAUGUGAGUAUAUGUUCAAGAUACUUUUGGAUUAUUAUAGCACAGCAUGGUGCUGCUGCUUUGUGGGUGGCCUAAAUUCAGGAGUGAUCCUGGGAUUUCUGCAUCCUGCUGGUUGAGACCAAAAGAUGUCAUGGAGAUGCCACCCAUGGUCUUUGAGAGGAAGGAUAAAGUUUGUCAUCCCACUGUACAGAGCCCCUCCCUCCUACAUCAGCAAUUCAGAAUGUCAAUGGAUAUCUAAAGAGCUGGCUGUUUCCCUUUAUCCCCUUUGUCUGCGUUAGUGUUCUGCAAUAGUAUGUGCCAGGAAAUGGCAAAAUAGAUCUUUUAAGAGGUUCGAAAUCUCUGUAGCCUUACAUUGAUGCAUUUUGAGUCCUUUCCUCUCCUGCACAUACUGGUUGCAGAUUGAGAAGGAUUGCCACAAUUUAACUUUCAUAUUUGUGACAGAUUGUGUCAUUUAAAUCUAAGAUAUUAGCCAACGACACCCCCCCCUUUUAUAUGGUGUUAAAGUUUGCAACAUUGCAACAACAAUGAAACAUCGCAUUGAUGUUUGAUCGUGCCUGUCAUGAUCAUUAUCUACUUGCAAUUGUUCAUAAUAGCUUAACAUUUUUAUUUGUGGUGUUUUCUUCCCCCCGUUUUGCAUUUUAUCCUGCCAGAUGGUUUAUUGUUCUCUGACAGAGUUCCAGAGAGCUGUGUAUAAGACUGUGCUAGAGACAGAGGAUGUGCAGUUGGUGCUGCAAGCAGGGGAGCCGUGCAGCUGCAACAGCGGUCGCAAAAGGAAAUAUUGCUGCUACAAAGUAAGAUGUUUGGACAUGCUUGAUUGUAUUGCCAAGUUCCCUUCUGCAAUGUGCAUCUGGUGCACUCUGCUUCCGUGCUGACUUUUCACUCAUGGAUCUGAAAGUGAGGCACAGACGAUGGAUACAACGUGGCAUAAAACUCGCUUACUCAUCCCUCUGGCAGUCUAGGUUUUUGGAUUCCCAGUACAGUGGUACCUCUGGUUGUGAACGGGAUCCGUUCCGGAGCCCCGUUCACAACCCGAGCAGAAUGCAACACGUGUCUGCGCGUGCAUGGGUCGUGAUCUGCUGCUUUUGCGCAUGCACGUGACGUCAUUUUGAGCAUCUGCGCAUGCGUGAGCAGUGAAACCCAGAAGUAACCCAUUCUGUUACUUCCAGGUCGCCGCGGAACGCAACCUGAAAAUGCUCAACCUGAAGCAUAUUUAACCCGAGGUAUGACUGUACAGUGGUACCUCGGGUUAAGUACUUAAUUCGUUCUGGAGGUCCGUUCUUAACCUGAAACUGUUCUUAACCUGAAGCACCACUUUAGCUAAUGGGGCCUCCCGCUACUGCUGUGCCGCCGCUGCACGAUUUCUGUUCUCAUCAUGAAGCAAAGUUCUUAACCUGAAGCACUAUUUCUGGGUUAGCGGAGUCUGUAACCUGAAGCGUCUGUAACCUGAAGCGUCUGUAACCCGAGGUACCACUGUACUUUCUUUUACCACUCGCUUUUCUUCUUUCUGUUUGGAUUUCAUAAGCAUUGAGGUUGAGUUACUCAAAAAGUCAUCAUUAAAUAGCCAAAACAUUUUGUUGUUGUUAGACUUGUUAGUCUUAUGCAGGGGUGGAGGAAGGGGAGUGCGGUGGGUGCAAUCCUCACUGGGUGUCACCACUGGGGUGUGUGUGACAAAAUGCCGGGCGGCACUCAACGCGGUGCCUGCAGCGUGCCCGAGCCACGCAUCUCUCACGCCGUGGCUUCGGCGUGUGCAGUCUCCACACUGCCCAAAUGGUCUGCCCACUGCCUCCCCCCCAGCUGUAGGGCAGCUGAGUAGGAGGAGACAGGCAGAUUCCUUGGAGGCCCCGUGGUUUGCCCCACCCCUAUGGGCAGCUCGCCCCACCCCUGGGCGCGCCACCCCAGGCACCCAUGGGGCGGCUUCCUCCACCGCUGGUCUUAGGUUUGGCAUUUAAAGUAUUCAGAAACACCCUUUCAGACUUAAGUUUUGAUACCACAUAAAGUUUUACAGGUUUACAUUGGAGCCUUGCUUCUUCAGAUGCGAGUGUGGAUUGGCUGGCUACAAGUGAAUGUCACCAUUAUUAGUUACACAUAUAAGGCAUAAAUGGAACGGUGUGGGAAGCAGCAAGGUGGGGCGUGAGGUAGAGGAACUAGGGGUCAUAAUGUUCAAAAGCAGUUGCAUGUGCUUAGGCUCAAAUCAGACAUAAUGCCAAAUUAUGGUUUGCCAGCUGAGAAUAAGUUUUGUGGCCUCAGGAGCUCUUUCCACUGCUUCUCAACUUCCUGGCUUUCUUAGUCCAUAGCUUGCAGACAUCCACUUUGACAGAAUGUGGUUGGUGCCUCGACCCAUGGCUUGAAGUGGGUUUGGAAACCAUCGCUUCAAAUUCUGGUUUAGAAGGGAGGUACUAAUCAUCGGUACAUGUUAAAAAGCAUGUUAAAAAGUACAUGUUAAAAAGCAGAGACAUCACCUUGCCAGCAAAGGUCCGUAUAGUUAAAGCUAUGGUUUUCCCAGUAGUGAUGUACGGAAGUGAGAGCUGGACCAUAAAGAAGGCUGAUUGCCAAAGAAUUGAUGCUUUUGAAUGAUGGUGCUGGAGGAGACUCUUGAGAGUCCCAUGGACUGCCAGAAGAUCAAACCGAUCCAUUCUGAAGGAAAUCAGCCCUGAGUGCUCACUGGAAGGACAGAGCCUGAAGCUGAGGCUCCAAUACUUUGGCCACCUCAUGAGAAGAGAAGACUCCUGGAAAAGACCCUGAUGUUGGGAAAGAUGGAGGGCACAAGGAGAAGGGGACGACAGAGGACAAGAUGGUUGGACAGUGUUCUCGAAGCUACCAGCAUGAGUCUGACCAAACUGCGGGAGGCAGUGGAAGACAGGGGUGCCUGGCGUGCUCUGGUCCAUGGGGUCACGAAGUUUCGGACACGACUAAACGACUAAACAACAACAACAACAAUAAUUGGUUGCCCAUUUAGGUGUCAUGGCAAAUCUGCUGAUAAAAAUGAGGGAGGGUGUCUGCUGAGCAGGCUUCCAGUUGAGCAGGCUUCCAGUUGCCGAACCGAGACUUGGUGUUUCAGCCACAUUGAGCCUUUGUUUCACGUAGGGUUAAGAGACUAAGCCGUGUAGGUUUUGAAGAUUACUCCCACUGCCUGUGGUCUUUUUGCACUAAUACAAACAUUUCCUUUACAUGAUUCUCUUUGUGCUAUUAUAAACCUUUGUGGUGGAUGGUUUCUUUGCAUUUGUGCUCUCAUGACUGGCUUCAGCCAAAACAGCUGACUUAAAAAUAAAAUAAAAUAAAGCCCCACAAAUAGACAAGGGUUGAAGAAUAACAUUGUAAAACAUUGUUAUGUAUACUGUACUUUUUCAGCAGCCUUGGUAAAAUAGUAGUAAAUAAUUGUAGAAAAUAAUUGAUGAAAACACUUCUGGAAAAGAAUACCUAGUGAGAUCCUUUUUCCUUGAAUAUUAAUUUGUUCACUGAGUGACUUUUUUAUGGUGCAAAAUCACGUUGGACUGAUCUGCUGGCUGAUAUUUGUUCAUAUAUCUGUACCCUUAAAAUAUUCCAGUUGAUCUGAAGUUAUCCAUAAAGCAGGCUAGUCGGUUACUUUUUAAAAUAUGGCAAAAUAGAGAAGGUGGGGAGGAUAGUGAAUGUUUUGUGACAUGUUCUUAGAAGUUAUAUUGCUAAAUCAUGGUAUAUGAAAGAAUAGCUUUACUAUUGCUAUUCUCGUGAGAUUCAUAAAACGCACGGUCUUAAUUUUUUGUCAUGUUUACCUCAGUGGAACUACCACAGAGUAAAUGGUCAGUGAAUCAUCACCUAAAAAUCAGUCAGGCAUGGCCGGGAAAGUAGUUAUUUGAUAUAGGUGCUGAUGUCAUUGCUGGCACACUAAGAAGCUGUUGGGUUAUACUUUCUGAGUUGUUUUAGGUUAAAUAUGUUUUAGAUGUAUGAGAAACAACACCCUGAAUCCUAAGCAUACGUAGUUUGGCAUUAAUUCCCUGGGGAGUAAGUCUAUGUACGCAGGUGGCGCUGUGGUCUAAACCACAGAGCCUAGGAAUUGCCGAUCAGAAGGUCGGCGGUUCGAAUCCCCGCGAUGGGGUGAGCUCCCGUUGCUCGGUCCUAGCUCCUGCCAACCUAGCAGUUCAAAAGCACGUCAAAGUGCAAGUAGAUACAUAGGUACCGCUCCAGCGGGAAGGUAAACGGUGUUUCCGUGCACUUCUCUGGUUCGCCAGAAGCGGCUUAGUCAUGCUGGCCACAUGACCCGGAAGCUGUCUGCAGACAAACGCCGGCUCCCUCGGCCUAUAGAGUGAGAUGAGCGCUCAAUCCUAGAGUCGUCCACGACUGGACCUAACGGUCAGGAGUACUUUCCCUUACCUUUAAAUCUAUAUAAGAUCAUAGCCUAACUUUCCUCUAAAGAAAGCAAUGAGUGUUAACAAUUGUGAUAAAUAGGAUACAAUCCCUCAGGAAAGACUCCAGCAUGGAAACGAAACACUGGGGGUGAGGGAACCUUCUCCAGGCCUGUGGCAGCCAUGAACCCUAAAUUGGUCUUAUUUCCAAUUUAGGGGAAAUUGAGGUUAAAAGGUAAAUUCUGCUUGAAGUUGCACCUGCAGCUUUAUUUCCUUGCAUCUUUAUUUGGUAUCCAGUUCUGCUGAAAUUGGAUGACACCAAUAAGCAGCAGCGUUAGAAUUCCAGGAUUAUAGUCUGAGAGUCAGAGAGAUUUGUGCCACCCUGUGUAUCACCCUCUUCCAAGCACUGACAGAGCUACUCAGUUAUGGUUGGCAACAGGAAUGGCCAACAAGUUGUGGUCAUUCCGCUCCUUUGCAAUUAAUAGGCACACAUGCCAUAUUACUGUGUCUGGCUAUAAAGCCAAACCAGGCGAUCAGAAACGUAAAGUGCUUAACAUUGUUGUUGUUUAGUCGUUUAGUCGUGUCUGACUCUUUGUGACCCCAUGGACCAGAGCACGCCAGGCACUUCUGUCUUCCACUGCCUCCCACAGUUUGGUCAAACUCAUGCUGGUAGCUUCGAGAACACUGUCCAACCAUCUCGUCCUCUGUCGUCCCCUUCUCCUUGUGCCCUCCAUCUUUCCCAGCAUCAGGGUCUUUUCCAGGGAGUCUUCUCUUCUCAUGAGGUGGCCAAAGUAUUGGAGCCUCAGCUUCAGGCUCUGUCCUUCCAGUGAGCACUCAGGGCUGAUUUCCUUCAGAAUGGAUCGGUUUGAUCUUCUGGCAGUCCAUGGGACUCUCAAGAGUCUCCUCCGGCACCAUAGGGGUCUUAGAUUUUUUUUAAAAGGACACCAACCAACCAUCCAGUUUUUGCAACAGGCAAGACCAUUUGUAUAGAGGUGGGAGGAGGGAGAUCUGUGCUAUAAGUUUGUAAUGUCCGAGAGAAAUUAUUACUGAGCAGUAAAAUGGGAGGCUCUGCACUGUCUGCAUUCUUUUCAAUGUCAUGCAUUCAAAAAUUCCUGUCAGUUGCAUUCAAAGUAUAUGCACAAGGUGGUUGAGAGUGGCCUGUACCACUUCCAAGUGCAGGUGGGAACAGUGCCAUUUUUGAAAAUUCUGCCAAAGCUUCCUGCCAGUGAGCUGCCUUGAGCUUCUCUUCCCCUUUCUAAGAUGGUUAAUUUUUUUAUAUAUUUCUGCAGACAAAUGCUCAUGGCGAAACAAUGAGGGCAUUAUAUUUCAGUUACCUGACGGUCCUUCGUAAGAUUGCUAACCAUGCUGCACUGUUACAAACGAACCACACGAGCAAACAACAGGUCAGUCUCCUUGAACCCACAAUAUUUUGAGGAAGAACUUAAUGGCUAAAUUACAUUGCUUUUCCCAUUUUGAUGCUCUGUUAAUUGUUCAUACUGUUGAAAAUUGUUUCAGUCAUAUUCAGCUCCUAUUCAGAAAACACAGUACUACCGUAUUUUUCGUCCCAUAGGACGCUCUGUCCCAUAGGACGCACCUAGUUUUUUUGGGGGGGAAAUAAAGGAAAUUCCCCCCCCUUUAUUUUCCCCCCAAAACCAGGUCGGGGAAACCAAACCAGGUUGGGGAACAGCGGUAUGGCGGCGCUGCGCCUCCCCGCUGUCCCCCGAGCUUGUGGGGCUGGCCGAUGUCUGCCCGGCGCGUGGGGCGCUCUGCUUCAGGGUGCCUGCGCGCCAGACGGCAGGCUGCUAUCCGCAGCCUAGGGAGCCCUGCGGGAACUCCCGCGGGCUCCCCAGGCUUGCUGAUAGCUUCCUGAAGCCUGGAGAGCGAGAGGGAUCGGUGCGCACUGACCCCUCUCGCUCUCCAAGCUUCAGCGAAAGCCUGUAUUCGCCCCAUAGGACGCACACAGAUUUCCCCUUCAUUUUUGAAGGGGGAAAAGUGUGUCCUAUAGGGCGAAAAAUACGGUAAUUCCUAUAGCUUUUAAUCUAUUUUUCAACCCUUAAAGUUAGUCGGAUCAUCUUGCUUCUGUAACUGUUGAAAAAGUGUUUUCGAUUUCUUCUUAUGCCCAGGAUGUUAAUUACAGAUUUGCCAGAUUUUAUCCUCCUUCUGCACAAUUUGUGUUUCCUUUCAGGAAGCCUACAUCACAAGGGUGUGCAGCCAAGUGUUUUCCAAAUUUCCUGAUUUUGUGAAGCUUAGCAAAGAUGCAGCCUUUGAAACCAUUUCUGAUCCAAAGUAUAGUGGGAAAAUGAAGGUAAAUAUAUGAAGAGAUUGAAGUAUACAUUAUGUGGCAAAAAAUAGUAUUAGCUUUCAUUUAGCAUGCAUGGUUUCUUUAAGAUAAAGGUCCACUGUUUACAUUUCCAUUACCGUGUAAUUCCAUGAAAUUUAAAAUUUUCUGCAUAUUUCAUUGUUAUUCCACUCAUGACAAAUAUGUUGAUGCAAAUGUAUUGCUACCAGUACAAGAAAUUGAGUUUCUGUGCAAACAAAUGUACCAUCGAUGUGCAUGUUGAAGCUCCUGUAGAUCAGGUUGUGUAUAUAUUGAAUUUGCCUAUUUCCACCCUAACUUCAUUGCAGGUAAGAUGUCUGGAAAGAAAUAGACCAGAGCACACAUGGAAAAGAAUGAACCUUCUUCUCCAUGUAAUCAGGUCCCUGGUUUUACAGUCUUCUGCAUUUUUAUAAUCUAUACUUUACUACUACAGAUGCACUUUAAAAAAUGAAAAUAGCAAGACACCAGUACAAUAAAGGCUUUAAUCAGAUAUUGUUGGCCUUGGGAGAUUGGUUCUAAUUUUAAACAGUCUGCCAAGCUGCAGCUAAGAAAAGGUUAUGAAAAUAUUGCAAAGACAGCUUUUAAAAUUAUAUUUUACUUCAAAAGCUCAACUGUUUUAAUUCUGGGGUUUUUAACAUAUAAAAAGGCAGGCAUAACCUAUAUCAAUAAACCACUACGGCUGAGAAAUUGAGCAAGAGUGAAAGAGCUGGCUGAAUAGCUAGGGCAGUAAUAAGGUGGGGUUUGGGAUUUUUUACUUUUUAUUGCAUCAACUUGUGCAGUUUCCAAAGUAUUUCAGCUCUGCCAUGCCCCUGCUUUUGUUCAUCCACAGAGUAUCAAGGAUAGCUUGAUACAGGAGGCAUCUGACACGCUAUUAUUGGGCACCACUUAGUGAGUGUUUUUUCCUGAAAUAAGACUGUUAAAGUGUCCUGCUGAUCAGGCCAGUGGCUUGUCUAGUGUGCUGCUCUCACAGUGGCCAAUCAGAUGCCUAUGGGAAGCCCCAGAGCAGGAAUUGAGAGCAAUAUACUCUUCCCAUUGGUGAUGCCCAACAACCAGUACAGUGGUACCUUGGUUUGCAACUGUUUUGGAUUACAACCAUUUUGGAUUACAACCACGUCAAACCCAGAAGUGUGUGUCCCUUUUUUUGGAUUACAAAUCAAUUUUUUUGGAUUACAACCCCCCCCCCUUUUUUUGGAGGCCCCAUUGGCGAAAACGCACCUUGGGUUACAACCUGUUUUGGUUUACAACUGGACCUCCGGAACAGAUUAUGGUUUUAAACCAAGGUACCACUUUAUUCAGAAGUAGGCUAGGUUGAGAGGUAAUGACUGGCCUAGAGGGCUUUAUGCCUGAGCAGGCAUUUGAACCCUGGUCUCCCAGGUCUUAGUUCAACAAUCUAACCACUACACCACAUUGGUUCUCUAUUUGUGUCAUUCUGCUUAUCCUUUAGGCUUUGGGCAUUCUGGAUUCAUAUAGUUUUCCUUUUCAGUCUUAGCUAUUUGUUCCUUGCCUUUCUUCUGAUCAGCCCUGUGGAAUACUUAAAUACCUACCAUGCUGUGGAGUCCUCUUAAAUUCCAAAAUGACAUGACAUUGGUUUAUUUUCUUUAAGCAAAGUGGAUUUGUUUUCAGGAUACCCAUUUGGGAAUUAAUUAUGUGAGCAUAUUUGUUCUCCUCACUUUCUUCCCUGGUUGUUUUGUAGGUAAACUCAUUUUACCCUUUAAUUUGACCUCCUUGUUUGUACCUAAGAAAAUAAAAUUGGAGUCUGAAAUGGCAGGAGUUAAUUAUUGUUUUACCCAUUAAAAUGAUCCAGUUUUGACAAUUUCUAAUUGAAUUGAAAACCAAAGCUCUCCAAAUAUUUCCAAUUCGUGCCUCUUCAAUUCACCGUGAAAUUGGAUGAUUGGGCCUUCAGUGUGGGUUAUGAACAGUACGAUUGCUGCUUUGUAUUCAAGAUUUUAUCUGCCAUUAUAGAAUUAAUCAGAUAAGUCUCCUCCUGUCAUUUGGAAUGUUUUGCUUUCAGGAAAAUCUGUGCAAAUUAAGAGGUUAAGUAUUUAUCACUGAAUCAAUAGCAUUGUUUAAAUAUUUAUUGCCCAUUGGGAAUAGGCUACCGACAUUGGACAGAAAAAUUCCUCUUUUCCCCUUUUGUGUCUUGCUUCUGCGCGGUGCUCUGGAAUUACUGCUUGCCAGAUGUGGACAUGCUCCUUUGGAGAAUAACAGUAUCACUGUUAUACAGAAUGCUCUGGAUUAUUUGCUUCCCUACCAGAAGAGCAUUGCGUGUGGGCGGAUUAUUGGCAUUUCAAGGUCUGUGCAAAGUCUGGGAAGCCACGACCUACUGUAAACAGACCAACAGAGGACACUGGGAGCGGGGAAGGGCAUACAGCUGGCUGAUUAUUACGAGAAGCCAAGUUCCAAGAAGUUCUGAACUUGGAUGUUGUACAGCAGGCUUAAAAGGGGGUUGGCUCACUUCAGGGUGACUAUUAUACUCUGGGUUUUUAGAAAAAUGUCAUUGUGUGGUCAUGGCCUUGUAGAUUAAGGCUAUCACAUGCUGGGCAGCUACAAUGAUACAAAUAUGUGAUUUGCCAUCCUUGCAUUUUGUUUGCAUUAAGAUCACACCUCGUGCACUGUUUCAUGAAUUUUCUUUUAUAGCUGUUUUAACCAAAGCCGUGCGUUAUCUGUACAUUUUGUAAAAUGUUUAUUUUAUACAUGUUUAAAUGAGUGCGUGCACACAUCUGUAUCUCUGAUCAUUUGAUAUCUUCUUACGGCGCAAUCCAAACACAAGAUUCACUGGUGUAAACGAGGUUGGAAUAGGUGCGUCUCCAGCAGAAUUAGCUGGGUCUGGAGUCUGUCCUACACUCGAGUAGGACUCUGGCAGAGAUACAUGCCCGAGUGGCAUGUUCUCUCCCUCCUGGUCAAUUGUUCGGGAGCUUCAAAAGCUUUCUUCAGCCCGAACAUCACAGCGACCAAUGCCAACAGACACCAGCACACUUAGGGAUCCGCAGAGUCUUUGCAGUUGCGUAACAGACCUCAGCAACUCAGCAUUUUGGCUAAUCUACUUUAUUUACAUAUAAACACACACGGAGCAUUGUAACAUGGCUCCCUCUCUCUCUAGCAUCAGAAAGCAAAGAGAAAGAACACUUCAUGUAACACAGUAACACAAACAUCCUGUCUCCGUCACUUCCCACUCUGUGGAGUCAAAGCAUAAACCGUCAUGUGAUAGACAAAAAUCCCAUGACUGCAAUCACGGAGCAGGAGUUCUAACAGGCUCACCUGGGGUUAGGCUAGCUGGGGUCCCUCAUCCUGGCUCAGCUGGCGAUACACUGGUGUAAGCCUUUCAUUCUAGCACAGCCGCAGCUCGCCUGGGGCAAGUUCUACAAAUGGGGCAUUCCGGGGUAGUGGCAGGGGACAAGCCAUAACAGGGAGAGAUUUACCCCUAUUCCAAACUCUGUUCAUCUCAGUCAAAUGCAACCCAGCAUAAGUUACAUUGGCAAAUAGCAUGGUGUAAAGCAAACACAAUUUUAAAGGCUGGUUUUGCCUCUGCUAGGCUUGUUUUGGCUCAGCUGGCGGUAGGCCUACUCCUGAACAAAGUUUGGAAUAGGGGAGGUUUACACCAGGAUAAUAUAUCCCAGCAUAAAUUGCACUGACUUCCUGUCGUUUCCAUUGACCUGCUCGUGUUUUUAGUUUGUAUGAUGUCGCUUCAAAUCAGUUGACUUGUUUUUUAUUCAUCUUCUGUAUUUUUUGUUGUGUUUUUUAAACCCUCAACCUUGGAAAGUUGUGAUACAGUGGUACCUUGGGUUAAGAACUUAAUUCGUUCUGGAGGUCCGUUCUUAACCUGAAACUGUUCUUAACCUGAAGCACCACUUUAGCUAAUGGAAGCAAAGUUCUUAACCUGAGGUAUUAUUUUCUGGGUUAGCAGAGUCUGUAACCUGAAGUGCCUGUAACCCGAGGUACCACUGUAUAUGUGAAAAUAUAUUUUGCCUGAGGUUUAUUCAAUAAAUCUUUUCUAUGGUUUACUUACAGGUCCUUCAGAAACUUUUAAAUCACUUCAGAAAAAACAAAGAUAAAGUGCUCCUUUUUUCCUUCUCAACCAAGGUGAGCUUCAUCUGAUUUAUAACAAAACUGAUUAUAGCUUUCUUUGUUAUAUGGUUAAAAACCAGCGUAUUCUGUUUAAUACAACAAUAAGUACUAGUACAGUUCAAAUGAUAUAGAAUAAAAUGGUAAAAAAGUAAAGGUAAAGGACCCCUGACAGUUAAGUCCAGCCGUGGCCGACUCUGGGGUUGUGACGCUCAUCUCGCUUUACUGGCCGAGGGAGCUGACAUUUGUCCGCAGACAGUUUUCCUGGGUCAUGUGGCCAGCAUGACUAAGCCGCUUCUGGCGAAACCAGAGCAGCGCACAGAAACGCCAUUUGCCUUCCCGCUAGAGCGGUACCUAUUUAUCUACUUGCACUUUGGCGUGCUUUCGAACUGCUAGGUUGGCUAUUUUGUAUUUUGUAUUUUUAUAGAAAGUCCAUUUUGGCCUAGUAGGUAAAAACGACUGAUGUAUUUUGUAGGCUGUCAUGCAAAAUAUUGCGAAUAAUGCUGUAAUUUCUAGUUUUCUGUCUUCAAGAAGUAAAAUGGGUAAAUUCCAGACUUGGAACUUCUGGGCACUCUUCUAAGCAAUGGGAUAAUAGUCUUUGUAUGAGCUAAUAGGGGCAACAUAAGAGAACAUGGAACUGACUGUAACUAUGUGUAGUAAAACAUAAAGCAUUGAAUAUAUCUGCAUCAUCAUCCACUUAAAGUAUUAAAUAUGAUAAUAGCCCAGUCUGCAUGUCACAGUAAUUCACAGUUCAUAGUUUACCAGCUGAUUGGUCCUGCUUUGCACCUCCCUUCAAUCCAGCGGGAGCAACAAACCAUCAUCCUCAGCUCAAUGGUACAGUGGUACCUCGGGUUACAUACGCUUCAGGUUACAUAGGCUUCAGGUUACAGACUCCGCUAACCCAGAAAUAGUGCUUCAGGUUAAGAACUUUGCUUCAGGAUAAGAACAGAAAUCGGGCUCCGGCGGUGUGGCGGCAGUAGGAGGCCCCAUUAGCUAAAGUGGUGCUUCAGGUUAAGAACAGUUUCAGGUUAAAAACGGACCUCCAGAAUGAAUUAAGUACUUAACCUGAGGUACCACUGUAUAACUGAACCAGGAGCCAUGGUUUGUUUUACUCAAACAAACCAUGGUUCGUAAGCGAAGACCAAACCUUGUUCUUGUUUGGAGAAAGUCAAACCAUGACACACACACACCCCCAAACACAUUUGUGUAAGGAAAACUUGGGAGUAUUUCCUCAUACCCCAUAACAAUCACACCUAUGGCUGUUCAGUUGCAUGUGCGCAUAACAAAACAGAUGCAUGUACAAUGAUUAUAUUAUGAAGUAUUAAUGCUUUUCCUCACACAGAAGGAUUUCCUUGUCGGAAAAAUGUAAGGUGUGAGGCAGCUCUUGGAUAAACUGAGGAUGCGAUCCUGUUCACACUUCCAGAGGGUAAGUCCCAUUGAACUCAGUGGGACUUACUUCUGAGCAGAGAUGUGGGUUAUCCUGUGAAACUUUCUUGUCAGUGCCUAGGCCAAGCUGUCUUGCCUCUUCCUCUUAUGUGUGAAUUCCUGCAACUGACUAAUGGGAGUUGGGGAAAUGGCACAUGAGAUAAGGCAGGGUUGAAUUAAAAAAUGAAUGAAAACAUUAUCUGAGUUCUCCAUAUCAAAUUAAUAGUUGCUUCCACUGGAAAAGCAACACACUAUUUAAACAUACCACUGCAGUAAAUGGAAAAUGGAAAAUGUUAAGUGUUUCUGCAAGUUAAUUAAAUAUUUGUGAUUCUAUGACUUUGCAGAAAGAGCGAUGGUAGGAAAACUCUGAGCUGUUACAGACCUUCAAGACACUUGAUCUGCCGGUUUUAUUGUGGUUCUUUUUAAAUAGUACUAAUUGCCUGGUCUCCCCACCUCUUCCACCAGUUGCUUGAUGUGCUGGAGCAAUAUUGCAUGGCAUCUGGGCUAGAUUACCGAAGACUCGAUGGAAAUACAAAAGCGGAGGAAAGGGUCAAGAUAGUAAAAGAGUUCAACAGCAUGGAAGAAGUUAACAUUUGCCUCGUUUCUACAAUGUAAGAAAACGCUGUGUCUGCUUUUGUCUAGGUAGUUAAGAGAUUUAUAGCAAAUUUACUGCACUCCCACUUGAUUGAUCUUGCAUUUUGUCACUUCCUUGGGAAGAAGCAAUAACAUUGCUGUCUGCUGUUAUAAGACUGGGAAGUAGACUGCAUCAAUCAAGACUAUUAGGGUAGAAAUGAGUCAUAUCCCUUACGUAUUUCCAUAUUUCUUCGGUCUUCAUCUUCGUCUACCCUUUCUGAGGAUCGCUUGAGAUCGAAAAUGACGAGUGAUAAUAUUAAAUAAAUAAAGCCCCCCCCCUUUUUGUUCCCCUUUUGGAACCAGAAUAAUCUUGAAUGCAGUUGUUUUUGAAAGCUACCAUCCUCAGUUUCGUUUGAAAGAAAUUAGUAGUGACAUGCACAAAUAGAAACUUAGAAAUUCAAUUAAAAAUUCAGUCAUGGCCUCGGCUGUAUUUAAUGCUUAGAGUUAAUCGGUCUAUAUUUUUCACUCGCCCUUCACAAUAUCACAUCCCUGUUCACAAGAUGCCAUUUUGUUUGUCACUCACGAAGCCCCCCAAAAGAGACCAUUCUGUUUUGCUGUAUUUAAUACCAAUACAGUAUAAUAGUCUUCAAGGCCUCCCACUUAUAGGGCUAGUUUCAGACAGUAGCAUUUUUUAUGAAUUUUAUUGCAAACUGCUUUGAGAUGUUAUCCUAAUAGGUGGUAUAUACAUAUUUUAAGUAAUCAAAUAUAGUAAUAAUAUUGUGUCAGGAAAAAAUAAGCCCAAUUAAAAACCCGUAAUUUUUCUCAACUAUGUUUCUUUUGUUUUCUAUUUUUAAUUCCAAUAACUUUUCUUAAAAGAGAAGACCUAAGGUAUGGGGAGGGUAUUUUUAGUUACUUGAAGUUAUUUCCUGCCAAUUGAAAUGUAAUAGGAUUACUCACUGGAAUUUGGUGGAUUGGGUUCAAAGAGAGACUGCACACCCAUGUGAUGUUAUUGAUGUGAUGUAAAAUUCCUACAAAAUGCUUCCGAUUUCAUCUUUGAAGCCUACCCAGAAUUUGAGCUGCUUUAUUUGUAAGGAAAAUGUGUUCAAUAUGCAACUGUUGGAGAGGAAAAUGCCACAUUGACACAUAUAAUUUUACUCCCUGGAAAAUACAUGCAGGGUAACUUAUCUCUGAUCCAUGCAAAAACUCUGAGAAUUUUAAUGAAAGCAAGUCAUCACAUCUUGUCUGUGAAACUUGUCAAUAUGGUUGAGGUUUAGCCAAUUUAUUUAAAAGAGUGUCUUCUUAAUGGCUUAUUUUGGACGGUUUUCGGUCUAGUUUAUUAAGUGGUGGAAAAGAAUUGUUGCAAGGAAAGUAGAAGCAUAACGUUUUAAAAGUUUAGUAAGCUUCAUUUCCUUGGAGUUUCUCAACCCAAGUGAACAUAAAUUGUGUCCUGUCCCUUCAAACUGAAGUACAGCCCAUUAGUUUAAUUGAAUGUGGCAAGCGACUUUUCCUGUAAAUGGAACAACAUAGUUAAUGUAAACCUCUAUACCCCCUUCUUUCAUCCUGUAUAGCUUUGGGGAAGAAUGAAAGUGACCUUGAGGUAUCUUGUACAAAACAACAUAGUUGGAAAAUGUACAUUGUUUGUAGUGUAAUAAAUGUGAAUGUCACUUUCCACCGCUAGUGUUGUGAGAUUAUGGAAGAUGAUGGGACAGUAGCUCUAUUGCACAGGAACAGUGAAACUUGCAGUAAGUUUGUUCGUUAUGAUGAGAGAAAUGCUAUUUGUGGUUUCUACUGAAAGCAGUAUAGUUAGUGGCAUUAUUUAUAGCCUUUUGGAAACUUGAGAACUUUCUGCCAGUUUGUCUAGGAAAAAUGCUCGUAACAGAUAAUGCUACUUUAUAUACAAGUGGUGAUCUCAUUUAAAAAACACACACAUUUCUUCACCUCUUUGUUUCUUCUGUUGUUAUAAAGGGCUGGUGGACUGGGGCUCAAUUUUGUUGGUGCAAAUAUUGUCAUUCUGUUUGACCCAACAUGGAACCCAGCAAAUGAUCUUCAAGCCAUUGACAGGUACAGUCAACUUGCUAAAAACUGGUUACUUUGAAAUAUAGAUGUUGCUUCUCUUUUUUCCUUCUCUUUUCUUCUUCUUUUUGACCCUGGACUUUGGUUUUUUCAGAGCUUACAGGAUUGGCCAAUGCAGGGAUGUGAAAGUAUUUCGGCUAAUCUCUUUGGGGACGGUGGAGGAGAUGAUGUACUUACGGCAGGUUUAUAAACAGGUAAGGUUUUCACUGUGUUUUUGUUCACAUUGCUGAUUUUUUAUAUCAAAUCACAGCACUUGUUAACCAGUCGUUUGUGUAAAAAUUAAAGUUGACCGAAUAUAACGCAAUCUUUAUCUUUGCUUUAUGGCUUUUAAGCUAAUUUAAUAAUUCUCAUAUAUAAUUUAAACUCUUCCUAGAGAGAAUAUAACAAAAGAAUAUAUACCAGGGUGCCUGAAAUAAAUGUUCACAUUUAAUUCAUCAUUAACUAGUAAAGGGCAACAUUUAUCAUGGCAGAGGCAUAAAUAAUAAAACACCUAAACAUUUCUGACACGCCCCUUUAUUUCUUAAGAAGCACCUAGUUCUUACAAUGACUUAUCAAGUUUCACAUUCAUUUAUAUCAUUUGUGCCCAUGCUUUUUGAUUUUGAAGCAUAAGUACAUAUAUAAUUGCUUUGCGUCACAUUAAUCUUUUUUAUAUACUUUUCUUUUCUCAUUCCUCUUCUCUCUUUCCUUUGCUCCUUGCUUCACUUCCUUUGUAGUCUCUUGACUGUACAAAUUUAGAUUAUAAGUUCAUUAGGGCAUGGAACCCUCUCCCUGCCUGUAGGUGUGGAGGACUCCCUGGUCCUGAAUGGGGUAGCUGUGCCCAUGAAGGACCAGGUGCGCGGCCUGGGAAUCAUUCUGGACUCACAGCUGUCCAUGGAGGCGCAGGUCAAUUCUGUGUCCAGGGCAGCUGUUUAUCAGUUCCAUCUGGUAUGCAGGCUGAGACCCUAUCUGCCCACGGACUGUAUCGCCAGAGUGAUGCAUGGUCUAGUUAUCUUUCGCUUGGACUGCUACAAUGCGCUCUAUGUGGGGCUACCUUUGAAGGUGACCUGGAAACUACAACUAAUCCAGAAUGCGGCAGCUGGAUUGGUGACUGGGAGUGGCCGCCAAGACCACAUAACACCGGUCUUGAAAGACCUACACUGGCUCCCAGUACGUUUCCGAGCACAAUUCAAAGUGUUGGUGCUGACCUUUAAAGCCCUAAACGGCCUCGGUCCAGUAUACCUGAAGGAGCGUCUCCACCCGCAUCGUUCUGCCCGGACCCUGAGGUCCAGCGUCGAGGGCCUUCUGGCAGUUCCCUCACUGCAAGAAGCCAAGUUACAGGGAACCAGGCAGAGGGCCUUCUCAGUAGUGGCACCCGCCUUGUGGAACACCCUCCCACCAGAUGUCAAAAAGGAAAACAACUACUAGACUUUUAGAAGACAUCUGAAGGCAGCCCUGUUUAGGGAAGCUUUUAAUGUUUAAUAGAUUGUUGUAUUUUAAUAUUCUGUUGGAAGCCGCCCAGAGGGGGUGGGGAAACCCAGACAGAUGGUUGGGGUAUAAAUAAUAAAUUAAUAUUAUUAUUAUUUAUCACAUUGUAAAACGCCGUAUACACCGGUGGUGUUUUAUAAAUAAGUGCCCUGAUAAACAUUAGAAUUUUCUGACAUUGUUCACUGGUCUUCUAAAACUUAUUUUCUCACGGUUUGACUUAGUGUGUUCUCUGAACCUGGGCUCUUCAUUGAUCUCUCUCCAGAUGUAUCACAAGCGGUAACCAAGGUUUAUUCUUGGAUUUACAGCUCAUGGUUUGCCUGGAGAGCCACAUCACUAAACCAUGACCUAGCUUAUGGCAGGAGGAUCAGAGAAGGAGUGCAGCAGCUGCAAUCUCCUCUGCAAGGAACCUUAUUAUUGUGUGUUUUCAGUAAUGGGUUAUGUACAUUAAACUCCUUCAACGUUGAACUCCUUCUCUUGACACCUGGCUGUUAAAAUAUUAAAAUUAAAGUAAGAAUCGCCCAAGAACCAACAUUUAAUGGUUUUAACAAUACUGGGUUAUAUCCAACUAAGUCCUACUCAGAGCAGCAGAUCCAUUGACAUUUAUGGGCUUAAAUUCAUGAAUUUUAGUGGAUCUAUUCUGAGUACGACUUAAUUUAAACAUUCUAUGUGGAAAUGAAUUGUUCUCUACACAAGUUGCAGCUAAUAUUCCUCUUGAAAUAAUUUGAAAUAAUGAAUGUUACUAGUGCUGGUCUCACUGUUUGUUUGGGGAGGAGGAAAGUAAUAUUGCUGGUAAUGUGAUCAGUUCAGAAUAAAUAAUUGUAGAGGUCCUGAAGUUCAGGUCUUUUACAGAAAAACACUGUCAAAACAGAUCAGUUUUUAGGCCAACUACCUUUGACAAGACUUUAAACUUUCUUAAAAAUCCUGCCCGCUUUACAUUUUGUUAAUUAGCUUACAGGCAGCAUUAAUGUAUGUUUGAGAAACUUGAUUGAAAUCAUUGCCUUGUAAAUUCAUGUGAAGUUUCCCAAUAGUAUUUUCAGAUGGUGUCAUUCCAUGUAUCUGUGUAAAACCUUUAACAAUAAAUCAAUCACAAUGCCGUUUUGCAAACGAAUUAUACUUUAAAUUGCGAUAGUGCCAGGAUUUUGACCAGCAAGUGAUUACACCUUUUUGUUAGAUUAGGAAGAGAGUAUUGCAGAUAUUAAUAUCGUGCAGUUUGAAGCGACUAGAAGCAUAAGACCUGACUCCUGGUGAAAGAAAUCAUUGUCCAGACCCAUAAAAAUAUGAUUCAAACUUUUACGUGCAGAACUCUUCAAAAACAGAACAUAAGCAUCUAAAAUAUCCAUGUGCCAUCCAGCACAGGCUCAGCAUCUUAGAAAUAAAAGGUAGCUCCAAGAAUUAAAACGGUGCCUCUCUCCCCUAUUCUAGCCUGCCUAAGGCUAUGCAGCUCUUUUUGGAGAGCCACUAUCCUCUCCUUUUGUUCUAUAUCAGAGAAAGGCUAACAGCCACCAUCCUUUCAAGAUGGCGAAUUUGCAACUCAAUACUUUUGUCAUCUGAUCUCAAGUUACAACACUCACAUGUUAGCUAGCAGAAAACAACAGUUAGUUAAUUAUCAACUCAUUGAUACACAUACAUUUUCCAUUUCUGUGUCAAUUAAACUGAUUAUGCUUAACAGAGAGGUCAGGAGAUUUUUUUCUGGCAUUUGGCAAUUCAGGGGACAACAAGCCUCACAAGAUGGUACAACAUAGUAAGUAACAGGUGAAACCUGAAAAAAAGGUUGCAGAUCUGUAAAAGGAUUUCUCCAGUGUUGGGCUCUAGGCAGCCUUGAACAGGAGCUUCAUAUUGCUUUUCAGGCAUGUAGAUUUUUCAGGAAGGAUGAGCGGCAAAGGAUGCCUUUAUUUUCGUCCUAUCUCCAAUGUCUUCCCCUAUUGUGCUAUAUACUGUGCCACCAGCCUCAGAUCUGAGCAUUUUAUUGCUUUACAGCAAGGUGGUGGAAAGUGAGAGUAGUGGGAAGCCUUUUUUCACCAGUUGUGGUCCCACAUUGGAUUUUGCCUGUUGACUAUGAGGAAGGGACAAGCAGGCUGUUUCUCAAGUAAUAUGAAAGCCUUGGUGGUGCAGAUGUAGCCUGUGGAUCAUAUAUUGCUUUCCCCUAGCUCAUGUUAACUAAAUUCUCAUUUGAUUGUUGAGGAUGGUGGCAGUGGGGCUGUGGCCUACACUUGGAGAUAAUCUACUGCCUAGCUUGUUUCUUUAUUUGCAGUAUGUAGCUGGGUGUGUUGCAAAACGGUGUAUCUGCUGGAGUACAUUAGCACAGUUAUUUGGUUUCCUAUGUUAUACAGGGUACACGGGAGACUUCAGAGCACAUUUUCUUUAUUUUCCAAUAACAUUAUUCAGGUUAAUAUUACUCCACAAUGGUGGCAUCUGCCAGGGAAAAUAAAACACAAUAUUUUACUCUUUUAGGAAUUUCUGCCUGCUCUGGCUAAAUCUGCACGUAAACUGUAAAUGCCAGGAAAUUCUGACAUGUUGCAGGAACACGCUCCUGAAUUAUUAUUAUUAUUUUUUUUAUGUUCUACUCUGUUUUAGCAACUGCAUUGUGCUGUAGUGGGAAGUGAAAAUGCCAAGCGGUAUUUUGAGGCUGUGCAAGGAUCAAAGCAACACCAAGGAGAACUUUUUGGUAUUCAUAACCUUUUCAAGCUUCAGGACCAUGGAUCCUGUCUGACAAAAGAGAUUCUGGAGGUGUGGUGUUUUACCUUUGUCCUUUUGAAUAUUUCUGCGUCUUUUCUCUAUAUCUUACCAGGCUUGUGAAGAAACACAUGUUUUGAAAUGUGGGAGGAUUUUCACAACAGUAAAGUUAGUAAUAUUGCUUUUCUCACCACAUAAGAGAGAUCCAGUCUAGUUGCUAGUGUAACUUUUCCUUAACUUGGGGCUGGGGAAACUUUUUGGUCCAAGGGCAGCAUUCCCUAAUGGGCAUCCAUUUGCGGGGGCAAAUGCUAAUGGUGGCCAAUGGGGCCAGAGGCAAAAGUAGGCUGAGCAGUUGGUGUAACCCUUUGUACAGUAGGCUACCUUCCAGUUUAUUAUUUGUACCCCACCCAUCUGGCUGGGUUUCCCCAGCCACUCUGGACGGCUUCCAACAAAGAUUAAAAAUGCAUUAGAAUGUCACACAUUAAAAACUUCCCUGAACAGGGCUGCCUUCAGAUGUCUUCUAAAUGUUAGGUAGUUGUUUGUCUCUUUGACAUCUGAUGGGAGGGCAUUCCACAGGGUGGGCGCCACUACCGAUAAGGCCCUCUGCCUGGUUCCCUGUAGCUUUGCUUCGCGCAAUGAGGGAACCUCAGCGUCCAGGCAGAACGGGGGGGGGGGGGGAGACGCUCCUUCAGGUAUACUGGGCCAAGGCCAUCUUUACACCCAAGCAAGCAACCAGCAUGUUCACAGUUCAAAGAAACAUUCCAGCCAGGCAAAAGUAUUUGAGAAGGGCACAGAAUAUCCCCAGACAGAGAAAAGGUAUAACCUGGGAAGAGUUCUGAAGGCUCGAGUUUCCUCACCACCACAUUAACUUGAUAUUUUAAUAUUUAUUUGUUUGAGAAACUCCUAACCUGUUUUUCAUUGAAUAUGCUCCCAGAUCAGGGUACAUCGUAGUAAUUCAAAAUAAAAUACAGUUAAAGUCAGAAUAGUUCCAAAGAGCAAACAAGAAACAACUUAAGCAAGUCCUUCAAGGGCAGAGAUGCCCAUCUGCACCAAUCAAGCUGAAUGGUUUAAAACAAAAAAAACCCCGCCUAGUGUCGAAAACCCAUCAUAGCGCCAGUCGAAUGUGAGAGGAGGAGGCAUUCCCUGAGCAGAGCACCAUUACUGAGAAAAACCCUCUCAUUUGUUGCCACAUUGUGGAUAUUUUAAUUAUUCACAUACAUCGUAGCUUGGAAGUCAAACAGAAUCCGUUCCGGAAGUCCGUUCGACUUCCAAAAUGUUUGGAAACCAAGGCACGGCUUCCGAUUGGCUGCAGGAAGCUCCUGCAGCCAAUUGGAAGCUGUGGAAACCACGUCGGACGUUGGGGUUCCAAAGAACGUUCGCAAACCAGAACACUCACUUCUGGGUUUGCGGCGUUCAGGAGCCAAAACGUUCAAUUUGCAAGGCGUUCGACUUCCGAGGUACGACUGUGUGUAUGUGUAUGUGUAUGUGUGUGUGUGUGUGUGUGUAUAUAUAUAUAUAUAUACAAUGGUGCCCCGCAAGACGAAUGCCUCGCAAGACGAAAAACUCGCUAGACGAAAGGGUGUUGUGUUUUUUGAGUCGUUCCGCAAGACGAAUUUCCCUAUGGGCUUGCUUCGCAAGACGAAACGUCUUGCGAGUUCUUGCGAGUUUGUUUCCUUUUUCUUAAAGCCGCUAAGCCGUUAAUAGCCGCUAAGCCGCUAAUAGCCGCUAAGCCACUAAGCCGCUAAUAGCCACUAAGCCGCUAAUAGCCGUGCUUCGCAAGACGAAAAAAUCGCAAGCCGAAGAGACUCGCGGAACGGAUUAAUUUCGUCUUGCGAGGCACCACUGUAUAUAAUCCCCAACCAGGAAAAUAUCAGGAAUUAAGGCAUAGCUGUCAACUUACGGAUUUGAAAAUAAGGGACCAGCAGCCUCGAAAAUAAGGGAUCAGCAGCCAAAAUAAGGGAUCAACAAUUACUUUGAUAAAAUACAUAUUUUGUUAUGUGCAAAUGGCUUUAGAUACCUAUUAGGUCCAUAAAUUACCAUUAAGCAUAUAUUCAACACAAAAAACAGCAACAAUUUGUUGUUGACAAAGGACAGCUGGACAUAGAAAGGGCCCCAUUACCUUCAGUAUCUUAUUUAAGGGACAUCAUCAAUAAGGGACAGCAGCGGGACAUGGCGCUGGGAUAAGGGACUGUCCCGCCAAAUAAGGGACGCUUGACAGCUAUGAAUUAAGGUCUGCUAACUCUGUCCUUGAAUGCAAAUAAAGCAAUUCCCCCAGGCCUGCUGAUGCCCUGACAUAUCUCUGUGUGUGUGUCUGUGUUGCCAUUUUGGCUACACAAGGAUCAGCACUCAGAGAAUGUCUCCAUUAUUAGUAUCUAGAACAGGCAUGCACUGAUGUGCAGAAAGGUGACUGAUCAGACCAGCGAGUCUACAUGAUGUAAGCUUAACCAUUAGUAAAUUGCUUCAUUUUUUAGAGAGAGGGCCAAGUGGAAGCUGGUGUCAUGACAGCUACUACAUGGUUAAAAGAGGAACCCCAGGGAGACGCAGCAGAAACGGUAAAUUAUCAACUUGCCUUUCUGUUUUCACAUGUUAUAAAAUGUACUGCUUUAAGAUUUUGGAUCUGCUAACUGUGGUAAAGUCUUGAGCUGUCAGUUGGAGUAGACCCGGAGGAAACUGGAGGGAAAAAACCUAGGACGACAGGGUUAGAAGUGUCCGAAACUUCUCCGUACUUCAAAACAUUUCUGUGCACAUUGUAUAAAGUUACUUUUCUGGCUUAUGAACUUAGGUGGCUUUUUUCAUUUUGAAUCUGCCAAGUGAUUUUUUUGGCAGAACAGUGCAUCGUACCAAAUAAUAAAUGGAGAGGAACAAGGAAUUUAAGAACAAAUUAUUGGUAUUUUUAAAACAUACACUUGUGAAAGAAAUAAAGAAAAUGUGGCCAUUAGAGGUUGAGUUUAAUGGUGUCUCCUUGGCUGAUGGAAGCUUUUUUCCUUCCAGCAGGUGGGUGGCGCUGUGGUCUAAACCACUGAGCCUCUUGGGCUUGCCGAUCAGAAGGUUGGCGGUUCGCAUCCCCAUGACAGAGUGAGCUCUUGUUGCUCUGUCCCAGCUCCUGCUAACCUAGCAGUUCGAAAGCACACCAGUGCAAGUAGAUAAAUAGGUACCACUAUGGCGGGAAGCUAAACGGCAUUUCCGUGCGCUCUGGUUUCUGUCCCGGUGUCCCGUUUCCAUGCGCUCUGGCAUUCGUCAUGGUCCUCCAUGUGCCAGUAGCGGUUAAGUCUUGCUGGCCACAUGACCCAGAAAACUGUCUGUGAACAAAUGCCGGCUCCCUCGGCCUGAAAGCGAGAUGAGUGCCGCAACCCCAUAGUCGCAUUUGACUGGACCAGCUUCCUCCCUCCACUGGAUCAAAGAGCUUUCUAUCAGAAGAGGGGUGGGCACAAAUGGGUAUAACUCUACAUCAUUUUAGAAAGGCCUGUUUUCUGCUUUUAAAUUCUAAUGUUCUUAUAAUUGGGAACCUUGGCUUAUCUAUAAUUAGUUUUGCUAUUUGUGUAGGUGUAUUUUUUUUAACCUUUCUAAAAGAAGUCCAAUGUAGCUCACAUAGCUACUAUACCAUAAAUAUACUGUAAGCGGUAUCAUCAAAAUGUCACACAAUAAAACAGAGACUCCAUUAAACAUCCAAGCAAGUCCUGUAAAAAUAAGUAAAAUGUCUUUUUUUAUCAAGAAGUUUUUUGUUUCUGUCAUUAAAGAUUAGCUACUUCUCCAGUGUGCCCUCUUACAAAUAAUUCAAUUAAGCCUGUAUUGUAAGUGUAUUGAAAAGUAAGCCCUACGGAAUGGACUUGGACUUGCUUCCCAGUUGCCCUGUAAGCAUCAGCCUAUAAGUUGAGCUGUUUAGUUUUGAUUGCUGUCGGGUCAAAUAAUAAUGCAUCUUUAAAAGCUGCACAAAAACGAGACAUUGGAAGAUAUGGUAAGAAAAUGAGGAAGUUGCUUCUCCAUAACCAAAUAGUAGGUAACAAACCAGAGGGAAUGGUUUGUCAAUAAGCAGAUAAUAAGAGUCAAUAAGCAGGUAAUCUAGAAGCAUUUACAAACUUUAGUUGUGGUUUUUUUUAAAAAGAAAUAUAUAUAUAAUGCAGUUUUCCUACGUUUUUAAAUGUCUGAUAAUUGUAUUUUAUGAGCUGGAUCCAUGCACAUCCUUUUCAAAUAGAAGGGCUCCUUCUCUCCGAGGCAGGAAUUCUGAUCCAGCAAUCCGUAGAAAGAGGGAGGGGAGCCCCUGUUCCAGUUCCUACGUAGAUCCCACAGUGCACUAGAACAGGUUUUCAGGAGGCUCCUCCCACCCCCUAUUUUAAUAAUUAUGACUAUGGCAUGUCAUUUGAAGAUUGAAAGUAAGCACUGAUAGUUUGAAGACACGUUUUAAAUUGCAGUUUUGUUUCAUAUUUUCCUGUUUCUCGCAUGAUUUCAGCACGCAGAGGCUGGUUGUGAAGAUCAAGACACUGCCAGCCCCAGGAAACUGUCGAAAAGGGAAGAGCUUGAUUGUGGCAGUGACUUCAGUGACGAGGAGCCUGUGAGAAAUUCCAAAGUGAAAGCAGAACAAAGCCGAUCUUGCAAUGCAAAAAACAGCAAAGUUCUGCAGGGACAGCUUACUUUGCUGCAGUGUGGGUUUCCUAAACUACUAGAAAAGGGCACUGAAAUUACUGAGGAUGAUAGUUGCAUUGCUGUCUCCAGUGGUGAAAGUGCUGGCGGUAAAUCAAUGUGGCAAAUAUCUAAAGAAAGCUCCCGAAAUGAAUGCUCCCUGAAAACGGAGGACCACUGCAGUACUGCAGGACCUGAGAGAGACUUAUUGUCACCAAUCAAAGCUGCGAAACAAGAGUUGCAUAGAGAAACUACAGACUGUGAUUAUCCUGUUUCACUACACCCUGAAGAAGAAAAGGACCCUGGAAAUAAAUACAAAGACAUGCAUAUUUUAAAUCAAGUUGGGGUCGUUAUGGAGACAGAAUGCAGUUCAAGUGACAGUGAUGAUAUCAUAUUUCCUUCUCAAGUUCCUGCUGACCAGAAAUCUGUUAAAAGCAGUAAAGGCGCAGAAACAAAUUGUGAAUGUUUAGGAACGGUAAAAGGCUCCACGCGUACAUCUCUGCAAAAGCAUUUGACUUACGAGCACAGCAGCAGGAGUGUGUCACCUUACAGCAAAAUGACACCAUUGGAAAACAUCCGAAAGAUCACAUCAGUGAAAGAAGCAAGUGAUAUCAGUGAUGAGUCUGAUGAUGUUGAGAUGUCUGGAUCAGGAAAGCAGAAAUUCACCGGCAUUCUGAAAGAAAAACGGUUCUGUAACAGGGGGCUUGAUACCUCCUCCACAAGAACUGCGUUGCACAAGAGCAAUUUGAGUGUUGGGGAAAGCGAUGCCGAUUCUCACAUAGAUGAGUUCUCAUCACCAGAAGACGGUUUCCCAAUUAAUAUACGAAGAGAAAGGCUAAAUAGUGAGAGGUGUGGAAUUCAAAUUAAACCCAAAUCGCCAGUGUAUCCUAAGAGUCCCUCUUUGACUCUGAGAAAACGAAACCAUUCUGAUAAGCGCCAGACUUCUUUCAGCGAGCAAAUAUUUGAAAGCCAAGGAAAAAAUGUGGGAUCCCUAGACAGACUUCUUGGUAAUUACAAAUAUAUCAUACAGUGCAGAAUAACCAAUAGGGUUCUGUGAAUGAUGCUUUAAAGCAAAGGCACUUUGAGUUUUCGCUAAUUCCUCAGAUGAGUGUAUUUACAGCAGGACAGGGUUGGAAAGAAUUUCUAUACAAACCUGGAGGAUUAUUUUGUCAAAUAAUUGUAAGGACCUGUUUCUAAAGCAAAAACAAAUAUUGGUGAAGACAAAGCCUUAGCUGUCUCAUAAUCCUAUAUCAACAAUUAAAGCUUUCUUUGAAAUUGCCAUUAGCGCUUAGAAUAAGGGGAGCUUUUGAGACAGGUUUACUGCCAGUCUGCAUUACAGUCUAAACUAAGCUUUAUUUCAAGUUAAAACUUUCUUCUGUUUUAUUGGUCAUACUACCAUGUUUACUGGAGUCUAAUGCACCAUCGAAUCUAAUGUGCACCUCCAUUUUCAGAACCUUGAAACCAAAAAAAGGAUUUGCUGGAAAACGUAAAUGUGCCAUAAAUCUAAAGUGCACCUUAAUUUUCACGAAGUAAUUUGGCCAAAAAAAGGUGAGCAUUAGAUUUGAGUAAAUAUGGUAGAUUCACUGUUGCUCUUAUGCUACCUGUUUGGACUCUAAAUAGUGGAGUGUUUCCUUUAACCAAACACUGUUUGAAUUGUAUGUACUUAUAGACAAUACAGAACCAUUUGUGUCGUUAGCAUCUCAAGAUGAUCAAAAAUUGCUUCCAAAUUUUUGCUGCUUUCAACAGAGAUUUCAUGUUCUUAUUUAGGAGUGCAGUCCAAACCCUGGGGUACUGCCCAAUGAGGAUUAACAGAGUGAAAGAUCCACAGCUCAGAUGCAUCUGUCAGCAGGGCAGGCAAAGAGCAAUCAGGCCUGGAUUUGGGCUGAUGCCGUCACAUGACAGCAGUGGGGCUGACUUGGGAUCUAAUGGAUCUUGGACUGGCCCUGCCUAUAUCUCUUCCUGCCUCCAGAGUGCCCCAUUUUGGAACUUCCCACUGGCUGCUGUGGGCAUCAGCAGCGGCGGAGGAAGCUGCUUGGGCGCCUGGGGCGACGUGCCCAGGGGCAGGGCGAGGGCGGGGCAAGCCGUGGGGCCUCCGGAGCCUGCCUGCCUCCUCCCACUCAGCUGCCCUACAACUGGGGGAGAGGCAGCGGGCAGACCGUUUGGGCAGGAGAGACUUGUGGCUCAGAUGCGCUGCAGGCCCUGCAGUGAGUGACGUCCAGCCGAGACCAUAUAACACCGGUCUUGAAAGACCUACACUGGCUCCCAGUACGUUUCUGAGCACAAUUCAAAGUGUUGGUGCUGACCUUUAAAGUCCUAAAUGGCCUCGGUCCAGUAUACCUGAAGGAGCGUCUCCACCCCCAUCGUUCUGCCCGGAGACUGAGGUCCAGCUCCGAGGGCCUUCUAGUGGUUCCCUCACUGCGAGAAGCCAAGUUACAGGGUACCAGGCAGAGGGCCUUCUCGGUAGUGGCACUCGCCCUGUCGAAUGCCCUCCCACCAGAUGUCAAAGAGGAAAACAACUACCAGACUUUUAGAAAACAUCUGAAGGCAGCCCUGUUUAGGGAAGCUUUUAAUGUUAAAUAGGUUACUGUAUUUUAAUAUUUCUGUUGGAAGCCCCCCAGAGUGGCUGGGGAAACCCAACCAGAUGGGUGGAAUAUAAAUAAUAAAUUAUUAUUAUAUUAUUAUUUUAAUUAUUUUGUCACUGCCCUCAGUGGUGAUACCCGGGGCGGACCGCACCCACCGCACCCCCUUCCUCCACCCCUGGGCAUCAGCUCUUCUGCCUAUCGGCUUGUUGACCUGCCAGAACAGGGUGCUGGCAUCACUUUGUAAGUGGACACCAGCAGAGCUGGGUGGAGGGACAGCUUUUGCCCAAUUCAGCCCUCUGCCAAGCACAGCACAAAAGUGGGUUUGGGUUUCACCUUAAGAGAGGUUAAUCUUCCUUAAAAGGUUAAAAGUUCAAGGUUGUUGGUUUGAAAUGUGCGUUCUGCUAACCAGGCACAUUUGGGUGAAUUAAGAGUUGCUAGGAUCCUUAGAAGGGACGCAGGUGGUGAAGGGACGCGGGUGGCGCUGUGGGUUAAACCACAGAGCCUAGGACUUGCUGAUCAGAAGGUUGGCGGUUCGAAUCCCCACAACGGGGUGAGCUCCUGUUGCUCGGUCCCAGCUCCUGCCAACCUAGCAGUUCGAAAGCACGUCAGAGUACAAGUAGAUAAAUAGGUACCGCUCCAGCGGGAAGGUAAAGGGCGUUUCCGUGCGCUGCUCUGGUUUGCCAGAAGCGGCUUAGUCAUGCUGGCCACAUGACCCGGAAGCUGUACGCCGGCUCCCUCGGCCAAUAAAGCGAGAUGAGCGUCGCAACCCCAGAGUCGGCCACGACUGGACCUAAUGGUCAGGGGUCCCUUUGCCUUUACCUUUAGGAUCCUUAGAGGCUCAAGAACAAGCUCACGAAGCUUAAAAUUUGCUUAAAUGUAGAUGCAAACACAGACCAAAGUUCAGAAAGAGAACUGUUUUGUAUACAAAUAGUGUUGUGGGUUUUUUUUAAAAAAGGACUUUAAAAAAAGAGGGAAAGGGCAGGAGAUUCAGGGCUCAGUCUUCCCCUAACAAUGCCUUCUGGUGCAAAGUUUCCUUUGGUUUCAUUGAAUGCCUACCUGCCAAUCGUGUUGUAUCCUUAGAUGAAGGAACUCUUGUGUUUCUUUUUCAACUGAUAGGUGAUGUUGCAGAAGUGUCGUAUGUUCACUCAAAUCAAAACGUGGUUGGUUCAAGCAAGGCGGAAAAUCAGAUGAGUCGGUGGGCGGUGCAAGAUGUGUUUGAACUGCAGCAGUUUUCGCAGCUCCCUGCAAAUGUAGCAGUACGCCCUGCCAAGGUAAAGAGAAGGAUUUGUGGAAUGUUUUCUCUUUCUGUUGUUGUUGUUGGUUUUCAACCUCAGUAUUUCCCUUGCUUUUUAAACCUGCCUUUUUCAAUAUUAGCAACCGUGAGUGAUCAGAGGCCUAGUUCCUUGGACAAGGUGCCUCCAACAGAGUCCAAACAAAGCGCUUGCUGCUAUUUUUGUAUCAAGGGAGCUAGGAGUUCGGUGGAUAAUAUGUUACAAAAGAUAAAAUAUAUUUUCACUGGGAAAUAUUUAACGGACAUCCCAAGGAUGAUAUGUUGUGUACCUUUGUUUGCAGUACUUUUUUAAAAAAAAAAAAACUAAUAUUGUAAAGCACAUGCUCUGCUUUCCUUUGGACCACAUCAGCGAGGCCAGGGUCUUGUCAUCUGGGCAGCCAGGACCUCCAUGCACGCUGCCCAAGCUUGCGCCCUGAGAAGGCCACUGCUAACACAGCGGUUUGACUUCACCCCCAGAGGCACACGCCAUUGUCUCUUGAGGCAGAUGGAUGUCAACAACAAUAUUGUCAAAAAAGCAUACCAUUUCCCUAUUUUUGUUUGAUAAUACAUGCAGACCUAGAAGCCUGUCUCCUAUGCAUGUGUUGCUUAAUUUCAUUAAUGUACAGUCAUAACUCGGGUUGAAGUAGCUUCGGGAUAAGUAUUUUAAUGUUGCGCGUUGUGGCGACCCGGAAGUAACGGAGUGCGUUACUUCUGGGUUUCGCCGCUUGCGCAUGAGCAGACGGUCAAAAUGACGUCAUGCACAGAAGCAGCGAAUCACGGCGCAUGGACACGGGUUGCGUUCGCUUCUGGAUGCUAACGGGGCUCCAGAACGGAUCCCGUUCGCAUCCAGAGGUACCACUGUAUAUAUUUAAGCACACAUCCUCCUUUGUCUCUUGGCUUCUAUUUCCAGUUUAGGAUUUAUAGGCCACAACAUUACAGUGAUGGUAGAAACUGCACCGGACAAACAUCUUCCUUCUGCACUGCUUUUGCAGACACAGGAGAGCUCUCGGUGUCUGACAUGGCAGUCAUAUGCUACUUGACUCCCUAACCUGGAGCCUGAAGUCCUUUCUCUCAAACCCUCUUCCCCCCGCCCCCUAGAUUCUCUUCUCCUUUGGUUCCCUUUCUUCUGAGACAUCCCUGAGGUCAGCUUUCAAGUCAGAGAAGCUUUUAAUCCCAGCCAAACUGACAGCUACCAUCUUCCACAAAAACUGCAUUGUAAAACUUUUCUUGUUCCCAGAGCAGUUCACAUGUUGAUGCAAAUAUCAGGUUGUACCCAAUGGAGUUUUCCCAUUAGGUGCAAGGACUUCCACCUGCGCAACGGGACAUCCAUCCCUCCUCUCCUCUUGCACCCUGUUCAGAUCUGCUGGAGAAGGUUUGAAGAAACCCAGCUGCCCCGGUCAAGAAGGAGGAAUUCUGUUUGUGUAGGUGGAAGGUCUUGUGCUAGUGGCACAGCUUCGUUGGAUACAACCUAUUGUUACUCUCCCCGAAUUGCUUUCAGAGUCUUAACUGUCACAAGUGCCAUAUCAUACAGAUUAAAGAACCAAAGUAUCUGCCCCUUUAGCAGUAGCUUUUAUGAAGAAAUUAAGAAAGCGUUUCCUAGCAGAGAGAUAGAGUGAUGAGGAAAAUCUGACCUACUUAAUUUCUUUGUCAGCUACUGUCAAUGGCAUGGAAAGACAGCUAGAAAGAAGUUGGCAGUCGUACUUUUCCCAUUUACACAUUCUUUGUGUGCUUAAACUGUGUGUAGGGUUCCCUGUGGAAUGGUUUCUGCAUCUUCAAAAGCUUCAGGGAAGGCUAUGCCUGGAAAAUCUGUAGCUUUCCCAGAUUAGGGAUUCAGCAUUGGGGAAAGCUGCAUCUGUUUCAUUUUGCAGGGAUAGAGUUUUUGCUGACAGGACUGGCGUGUGGGACUGAUAGUGACACAUCCAAUGAGGCAAUUCAUCUAUUUCCUCCUCAUGUGCCAAUACUAAGAGCAGAUCCACACAAUGCAUUUUAAGCACAUCUAUCACUCAUGUGAAGCACACAGCUUUGCCCAGUGAAACAUUGUGCCUGUAGUUUAAGGAUGUUUGGAAUUGUAGUUCUGUGAGGUUGAAAUUACAGUUCCCAGCAUUCUUUGGGGGAAGUCGUAUGCUUUAAAGUGUUUGCUGAAAUGCUUUAGGUAUGUGCUGUGGAUCUGCUUUUUAAACAACUAUUUUGUACCUCUAUCCCGCCAGAGAUUUAUAUGUGCAGUGUGUGUGUGUGUGUGUGUGUGUGUGUGUGUGUAUAUAUAUAUAUAUAUAUGUGCGCAGUAUAAGAUUUUUAAGAUUUAUAUGUGCUGUAUAAGAUUAAUUAUACUGUAUGAUAUUUAUUUAUUUGACUUGUUAGCUGUUCACUACAAAAUAGUCUCCAAAUGAUUUAUAAGCCAGUAAUAUGCUUUCAUUGCUGUUAGUAAUGUAUGUUAGUUAGUAGUUUUUCUAAAUUAUAAAAAAUAUUAAUGCUCAAAGUAGUAUAAGUAUACAGAUAUAUCAGCUCUAUAGUCACACACAGAUCCCUGAAGACUCCUGCAGGUUUGCAAAAGCUCACGGAAGAGAAGAAAUGAGAAUCUUUUUUUGAAGAUUUGCUGCCCCUGCAAUCUCUGACCCUGAUUCCAGUUUUUCCUUUGUGACCCAGCUGCUAUCUGAGCACACAAUCCUCACUGGGACCAUCGGAUCUUGCUCCCCUAUCUUGCUAUCUCUGUUCAUGAUCCUGCCCACUUAGUUCACCAGCGCAUAAAAACACCAGUGCAAGAAAACCUUAAAACCUACGGUGCAUCAUUUCUCAAACAGUGCCUUUGCAAGCCACUUACAUUGCGAGGCUGCAAUAUAUGUUAACCUUACUUGUCCCAGAAAGUGUUAAAUGCAGGGAUAGAAGCAGGAGACAACAACGUAAUGGUUGUUAAGAAUCAUACCUUGCCAGGACAUGGCUUGGCACCACAUGCACCACCCCGUCUGUGGAGAUGGAGUUGCCAGAUUCUUGAUGUGCAUUAGAUACUUACUUGGACAGAAGUCUGAACAGGAAAUGGAACCUCAGGGCUGUUGGUGGUGGUGGGGAAAUGCCUAGUGAUUUCAUUUACUGCCUUUACCACAUACUUUGACAAAGCCAUUAAUCUUUCUGCAGUCUUUGACUGCUAUGUCCUCAGUGUAUGGCUAAUUUUCAUGUGCGCCGUUUAAUUGCUGAUGAUUCAUAUAAUUUUUUUUUAAAAAACUACACUUUCUCUCUGCUUUCCUCUUCUUUCCUCUAGCUCAGCCCCUGUAAUAAACUCAAAGAACGUUUCAUGAACUAGGAAAUCACGGCUGUUCUGGUCUCUUAUCUUUUUCUGCUGGCUAUUCACUUAUUCUUAAUGGACACAGUCUAAGAGGAAGUUAGUCUUCUUUCGGUUCCACUGAAUGAAGUGGGUGGGCAGCUUAAGCCGUCUGCUUAUAUAUACAAUCUGCUUUUACAUACAAUUCAUGUUUUUUAAAAAAUAAAUCUUGGCUCGUGUUAUAAGCCCACCGCCUGGCUUCCUCCCAGCGCGGAGCCCGCUGCCCGUACCCGGCGUAUAAGACGACCCCCGACUUUUUAACCUCUUUUCUGGGGUUAAAAAGUCAUCUUAUACGCCAGAAUCUACGGUAUAUGCGAUUUCACGUGUGGUGCCUCGGAACGUAACUCCUGCGUAAAUGGGGAGUUGCCUGUACAGUACUAAAAGCAACAUAGUGUCUUGUUUGCUGCAAACUAUGUUGCAUAGCCUAAGGAUUAAUGGACCAGGUUAUGGGAGGGAUUUUUCUGAUGCAUAGUUUCCGGGGGGCGGGGGGUGUGUGUGAAGCAAUUUUGAUUUGUGUGACUCCUGAAAGUUUUGAAAUUUCAGAUUUAACACUACAUUAAUAAAAGGAUUUGUGGGUGUCCUUGCCUGUAUAAGCUGUUUUACGCAACGGGAAAUUGUUCUGAACCCUGGGCCCCGAAAACUGAACACAGCAAUCUCUGAACUGUGGUAGGUUUUGUGGUCUGGAGGACUGCCCAGUUGAAAAUAAACUAAAAUUUCAUCUGUAGCAGAUUCUCCUUUAGGUCAUGGGAAGAUGCUAUAAACUUCACUUAUCACCCGUCCCAGAGAGGGGAACUGUCCUUUUGCCACCGCUCCAGGCAGCCUUGCAGGGCCCCCACCCUUGUGGUGCAAUACCCCCGGGACACUCCGGAUGGUCCUGGCCGCCCCAUUGUGAGAAAGGUGCUGGGCAGAGGGGCUUUGCUUUACCCCCUCUGCCCCGUUCAGAUUGUGGGUGCCUCAGCCCCAUCCCAACCAAGCUGAAAACACCUCAGGCCAAUAGAGUUGGUGCCUCUGUGGUGGAUAUCAGAUCAAUUUCAGAUGAUCUUGCUUCAGUUUCUUUCAGCUCUGCUACUGCUCCUUCUGCAAAUACUAAUAUAGUGGUACCUUGGGUUAAGUACUUGAUUCGUUCCGGAGGUCCGUUCUUAACCUGAAACUGUUCUUAACCUGAAGCACCACUUUAGCUAAUGGGGCCUCCUGCUGCUGCUGUGACACUGGAGCACAAUUUCUGUUCUCAUCCUGAAGCAAAGUUCUUAACCUGAAGCACUAUUUCUUGGUUAGCGGAGUCUGUAACCUGAAGCGUAUGUAACCUGAAGCGUAUGUAACCUGAAGCGUAUGUAACCCGAGGUACUACUGUAUAUUGUUAUGUAUGUAUGUUUCGUCAUUGUUUGAGGAGGUAUAUCUAAUUUGAAAACAUUUCAAGGUAAUAAUAAUAAUAAUAAUGGCUGUUUCCAUUCAAAAUUGAAUACAUAGGAACAAAAUGGAAGAAUACCCUUAUGGGGUAGAGUUAAAUAAAACUGGAUAUAUCCUUUCUAACUGAAGUGUGCCAACUAAAAUGUCCACUAAAUAUUUCUUAAGCUUUUAUUUCUACUUUGCUUACAUUACAGCUAUGUUGGGGGGAAAGCCAUCGCAUUCUGACUGGUCUGAAUAUUGGGUGUUCCAGGUUUAUUUCCUUUAAUUUAUUUUGUUUUAAAGGUUGCCUGCAUCCUUUUUUGAAAAAUAAAAAACCCCAACAACAUAAAAGUAACUUGAGCCUUCUGGAGUCAGGGAAAACAUCCUCUUCUACUGUUUCCAAUCUAUUUUGAAUUGGAUGUCUGGGUUCCCUAUUUGAUUCCUUAAUUAAUUUAUGUGUUAAUUGGCAAAAACAGCUUCUGUGAAACAGCCUAAAUAAGAAUUCGAAAUUACUGGUUUCUGGAAAGGCCCUUGUUUGGCUCCUUUGAACACUAUGUGUAAGAGAUCUUCUUUAAGCAAUACCCACCCAUCCCUAUCCUUGGUAGCAAAAAGGAGGAAAAAUAAUUAUAUGAAAAGAAACAGGAUACAUUUCAAAGGUUUGAAGAAAUAAUAUUCCACAUUAGAAUUAAUUUGCUUUUUAAAAUACUUUACCUUGGUUUUAUGUGGAGGCUCCACCCCCCCCCCAAUCAAUUGCUUGUUUUCAACUUAAGUUUACUUAAAGUUUUACUGAAAAGGAAUAUACAAAGACAGCCAUUGAAUGGAGGAUUAAUCACUAUGGCAACUGAAAUGUGGUGACUGAAAAGGGGGAGGAUGUAUUCUCCCCUCAGCUUCCUGCCAGCUGUCAUACCCAACCUUUGCGGAGUGAAUCCAGUCCAAAAUACAGACUAUGACCAGCCCUAAGAAACUAUAUCUGUAUUUUUAUAAAUUUGUACAAGUAUCGCACUAUAAAAGAAGACUUAAUCCCCUGAAUUGGAUGACAGACACUUGGCACUCUUGACAGUGUUUUGACAGAGAAAUAACAGGAUGCUUUGUAGUAAAACCUGGAUUAAUGGUAAAACCCUCUUUAUGUUAUUGCAGUGUGGUGUAAAUGAGGGAACUAAGCAUUCUGUCAGCCCGGGGUUCAACGACAUGCCCUUUCUAUGCCCAGUGCAGGUUUAAGGGCUCUGUGGAGUACUGUAAAUACAAAAGUAGCGUUAUUAAGAACCCUUUGUGCCACUUGUAUUUUGUAUUACAUACAAAGGUAUUUUUCAUAGGUCAUGUAAACAAAAGGAUUUCUGUCAGCUGCAGUAGAUUUGAACGUAGAGCAUCUGUGCAGAUCUUAGUUUCGGCCAAGAAAGCUGAAAGAGGAUGCACAGCCCAUAGGUUUUCCAAUGGUCUUUUUGGCCCAUGACAGUGAGUCAAACAAGAAACAAAAAUAAAACACAGCACAAAAUCCCCACAAUUGAACAUCCCAGUUUCACUGCACAACAAAUAGCUAACCUAUUUUAGACGUCUUUUAAGUGAUACUGUGGGAGUUUUUUUAAUGGUUGGUAUGGUGAAGCCACUCAUGUUUGCUAGAGGGACUGUUGUGCUGAUGUUUAAUCUGAUGAUGCGUGCUUUGGCUUUUAAUGUCGAACUAUUUCUAAAAGGAUUAGAAUUUGGAGAUGAAGCCUUUUCUGAACUUCAGUGAUGGUCAGGACCAUGGUGCAAACAAGUGUUGCAUUAAUAAGUGCAACUCUAUUCUUGAGUCUGAGAUGAGCAACCAAACAGAUUAUCAUGUCUCUGAUAAUCUAGCUCAAUGCAAGGUGGUUACUGGGAAGCAGAAGCUGGUACCAGGAUUCAGCAAACUUUUUCAAUAGGGGGCUGGUCCACUGUCCCUCAGACCUUGUGGGGGGCUGGACUAUACAGUGGUACCUCGGGUUAAGAACUUUGGAGGUCGGUUCUUAACCUGAAACAGUUCUUAACCUGAGGUACCACUUUAGCCAAUGGGGCCCCCCGCUGCCGCUGCGCCGCUGCUGUGCGAUUUCUGUUCUCAUCCUGAAGCAAAGUUCUUAACCUGAGGUACUAUUUCUGGGUUAGCGGAGUCUGUAACCUGAAGCGUCUGUAACCUGAAGCGUUUGUAACCUGAGAUACCACUGUAUUUUGGAAAAUAAUAAUGAGCGAAUUCCUAUGCCCCACAAAUAACCCAGAGAUGCAUUCUAAAUAAACGCACACAUUCUACUCAUGUAAAAACACGCUGAUUCCUGGACCGUCCGCAGGCUGGAUUUAGAAGGUGAUUGGGCCGGAUCCGGCCCCCGGGCCUUAGUUUGCCUACCCAUAGAGGAAGAUUUGCCCUUGAUUGACCUGUUGCCUUAUUACAAGUGCACCCCUGAAUCUGUACUAUGCAGAGGCUCAGAAUUUCAUUUAGAAGAAAAGAGUUUGGAUUUGAUAUCCUGCUUUAUCACUACCCUAAGGAGUCUCAGACAUGAGUAGCGCUGUGGGUUACACCACAGAGCCUAGGACUUGCCGAUCAGAAGGUCGGCGGUUCGAAUCCCCACGACAGGGUGAGCUCCCAUUGCUUGGUCCCUGCUCCUGCCAACCUAGCAGUUUGAAAGCACGUCAAAGUCCAAGAAGAUAAAUAGGUACCACUCCGGCGGGAAGGUAAACGGCGUUUCCGUGCGCUGCUCUGGUUUCACCGGAAUCGGCUUAGUCAUGGUGGUCACAUGACCCGGAAGCUGUACGCCAGCUCCCUCGGCCAAUAAAGCGAGAUGAGCGCCGCAACCCCAGAGUCUGCCACGACUGGACCUAAUGGUCAGGGGUCCCUUUACUUUUAAGGAAUCUCAAAGCGGCUAACAUUCUCCUUUCCCUUCCUGCCCCACAACAAACACUCUGUGAGGUGAGUGAGGCUGAGAGACUUCAGAGAAGUGUGACUAGCCCAAGGUCACCUAGCAGCUGCAUGUGGAGGAGCGGGGAAUCAAACCUGGUUCACCAGAUUACGAGUCCACCGCUCUGAACCACUACACCACACUGGCUCUCUGUCCAUAGUUGAGUAUAGUUUGAGUUGAUAUGAGAGUUUGGUGCUUGUAGAGUUGGAAAGGACCCCAAGGUUCAACUAGUCCAACCCUCUACUAUGCAAAAAUCUCAACUAAAGCAUCCAUGACAGAAGGCCAUCCAACCUCUGCUUAAAAACCUACAAGGAAGGAGUCUCCACAACCUGUCAAGGGAGUCCGUUCCACUGUUGAACAGCUCUUACUGCCAGAAAGUUCUUCCUGAUGUUUAGUCAUAAACUUGUAGAGUUGGAAGGGACCACAAAGGUAAUCUAGUCCAAUCCCCUGGAUUCUGGGAAUCUUUCACCCAAUGUGGGGCUCAAACAUACAACCCUGAAAUUAGGAGUUUCAUGCUCUACCACCUGAGCUAUCAAAAUCUUCUUUCUUGUAAUUUGAAUCCAUUGGUUCUGGCCCUAGCCUCCCGAGCAGGAGAAAACAAGCUUGCUUCAUCUUUUAGAUAUUUUAAGAUGGCUAUCAUAUCUCCUUUCUUUUUUUUUAAAAAAAUAUAUUUUUAUUAAACAAUUUCAACAAAACAAAUUAUCAAUCCAAAUAGUCAAUUACAUUAUUACCCCCCUUCCCCGCAUCCCUCCCUCUCCCUCCCUCCCGAGACUUCCCUCAGCUCCCUUCUCUGAUUUGUUUGCACUUGUUAUUCUCUGCAUGUUAAAAGUUGUACAUAUCAUUACCUUAUCUUCCAUAUAUUCUAUUAAUAUCAUAUCUCAUUUCAGUCUCCUCUUUUCCAAGCUAAACAUACCCAGCUCCUUCAACCAUUCCUCAUAAGGCUUGGUUUCCAGACACUCGAUCAUCUUGGUUGCCCUCCUCUGCACACAUUCCAGCUUGAAAUUUUGGCAAUUCUCAAUACAGUGGUACCUCUGGUUACGAACUUAAUUCGUUCCAGAGGUCCAUUCUUAACCUGAAACCGUUCUUAACUUGAGGUACCACUUUUGCUAAUGGGGCCUCUCGCUGCUGCCAUGCCGCCAUCGUGCGAUUUCUGUUCUCAUCCUGAGGUAAAGUUCUUAACCUGAGGUACUACUUCUGGGUUUGUAAGCCGAGGUACCACUGUACUUGAUUGUCACUUGUGAAAACGUUCUGGAUGUUAGUUUGGAUGGAUGUGUUGCAUUUUAAAAGUUUAAAAACUUCUUUUCUUUUCUUUUCUUUUCUGGACCCAGAAAUCCUGCAUCAACAGACAUUGCUGGUGGGUCUGUUUAGUCAGGUGGAUUUUAUCUAGAAGGCUGAGUAAAGCUACUUCAAGGGCAAUUCAUGAUACUGUCUUUACAGCAACUUUUUUUUGUUACCCUCCAGGCAGAAAUUUUCUAACAGUUGAUUUUGUGAAAAGUUUCUUGAGGCAGGGGGAAGAACACAAAACUGUUUUAGACACAUUUAGAAUUGUUUUUGUCCUUUUCCAACUAUGGGUGCCAUCUGGGUAUUUAUUUACAGUGAACAGUAUUAGUUUUACCAGUAAUUUUGUUCCAUUACAAACACAAAAUUUGGCUAUUUUCCAAACAGACUUAAAAAAAACCACCUUUUACAUUUAAACAUACGUGUUGGUCAAAGCAUUUGCUACUGUUUAAUGAAUGAGAUGAAUAAAUGAACAUUCUGAUGUUUUAAAAAUCUUUGAAAGGUGAUAUGCUGGUUUGUUUUCCAUUAAUACCAUUAUUAAAUGUUAAUACCCCUGUGAUUUCUGCAGUGGCUGAUAUAAAACUAUGUGGAUUGGGAACUGGAGUCCCCAGGUCAAAAUCCAGCCCUAGAUUGCUAACCUAGGGGGAAGCAAGUAUGUGAGGGAAGUGGUAACUAUGGUGAAGAGAUUUUUUGGAAGCCCAACUUGCGGGAUAGAUGGAGUUCAGCCAACUCCCUGUUUAGGGAAGUUUUUAAUGUUUGAUGUUUUAUCACAUUUUUAAUAUUCUGUUGGGAGCCGCCCAGAGUGGCUGGGGAAACCCAGCCAGAUGGGCGGGGUAUAAAUAAUACGGUGGUACCUCUGGAUAUACACACCUCUGGUUGCUUAUCCUUCAGGAUGCGAACACGGCAAACCUGGAAGUAUUUUUCCGGGUUUUGCCACACGUGCAUGCACAGAAGUGCUCUACCGUGCCACGUGCAUGCGCAGAAGUGCUCUUCCACCACGCAUGCAUGUGCAGAAGUGGUCCCUCCGGUUGCAGAAACCUCGGGAUCUGACCGGAGCUCUGGAACGGAUCCCAUCCACAACCGGAGGUACCACUGUACCACUGUAAUAAUAAUAAUAAUAAUAAUAAUAAUAAUAAUAAUAAUAAUAAUAAACAACUCCUCCCACUCCCUCCUCUAAAUGUCCCUCCCAUAAAGCUAGUUGUAUUGGUUUGGCUCUGAAAAUCUCUAGUGAAAAAGGAAGACCCCUAACCAAGGUAGACGUAAAAAGUUCUGAACUGUAUUGCAUAUAUCUUCUGAUUACGCCUUGCUGGGUCACCUUGCUGUUGGUGCCAUUAUUCCUUUGAAGAGUUACAUUGGUGAGGCAAGCAUUACCAUGACCCUUCAUCUCUCUAGGUUUCCAGACAGUUGCAGGAACAUGAUAAUGCUUAGCUCACCGCAGCCAGAGGCUAUAGACAGCAGCCCAUCUGUGAGGCUACAGCUGCCAUACCAUAAGCACCAUCCUUUGCUAAAUGUCUGCAUCCCCUAUGAAUUGACACUGUAGGGGCUGCACCCUUCUAUGGGUUAACAGGGAUACCAGGGCAGGUGGCUGGGUGAAAGAAGAACCAGGGAAUCAAAGACCAAAGUUUCUGUGGCACAGCAGACAAUUUAGCUAAGUGAAAUUUGGGUUAUGUGUUUGUUGAUCAAGGAGACUGUGGGUUGCUGCCUAUAGCGUGGACCUUCUGGAUCGACUGCACUGAAAAGGGAGAAGUUGAAACUGUUGGUGAUGUUGGUACACAGCUUAAUAAAUAAAUAUUUUGAAAUGUGUGAUAUGCAGGGAUAUCUUUGAAGGCUGCUCAGAAACUGCAAGUGCUAUUCAGUGAGGUAUGUUAUAUUACUGUUGGAAUAGGUAAGCACCAGCGACAAAUAGAAGGGGAAGAAAUGGAGGCAGUGAGAGAUUUCACUUUCUUGGGCUCCAUGAUCACUGCAGAUGGUGACAGCAGUCAUGAAAUUAAAAGACGCCUGCUUCUUGGGAGAAAAGCAAUGACAAACCUAGACAGCAUCUUAAAAAGCAGAGACAUCACCUUGCUGACAAAGGUCCGUAUAGUUAAAGCCAUGGUUUUCCCAGUAGUGAUGUAUGGGAGUGAGAGCUGGACCGUAAAGAAGGCUGAUCGACGAAGAAUUGAUGCUUUUGAAUUAUGGUGCUGGAGGAGACUCUUGAGAGUCCCAUGGACUGCAAGAAGAUCAAACCUAUCCAUUCUUAAGGAAAUCAGCCCUGAGAGCUCACUGGAAGGACAGACCCUGAAGCUGAGGCUCCAAUACUUUGGCCACCUCAUGAGAAGAGAAGACUCCCUGGAAAAGACCCUGAUGUUGGGAAAGAUGGAGGGCACAAGCAGAAGGGGACGACAGAGGACGAGAUGGUUGGACAGUGUUUUUGAAGCUACCAGCAUGAGUUUGACCAAACUGUGGGAGGCAGUGGAAGACAGGAGUGCCUGGCGUGCUCUGGUCCAUACAGUCACGAAGAGUUGGACACGACUAAAUGACUAAACAACAACAAGCACCAGGGAAAGCCUCUGCAGUCUCUGGGCUACUCCUGUCAGACUGGCUUUCAGUGCUUACCAUUCUGUUUUAUGAUGUUGCUUAGUUUGCAGCGUUCAGACUUCUUACAGUUAAUUUUAUUGUAUUUUAAAUUUUACAUACUUAUUUUUAUUUUAUUUUAGAUGACUGUUGUUGUUGUUGUUGUCUUCAUUAUUUCCGUUUUCAUUGUGCAGGUUGCUUUGAGAAACCUGGGGGCAAAAACAGCAGGAAAUCGGUUCUUCUUCAUUUGAAACACCCCCUAAAAUGAUGUUACUCUGCAAUCUGAAUUAUAUUUUACCAGCCAAUAUUUAUUACCAUUGUUUUAAUUAUUCUUACUGUAAUUGUGCAUAGUGUAUUUUUAUGAAUGUACAACUUAUUAACAUUUAAAUAAAUAUGCUACUAAAUAAUAAUAAUAAUAAUAAUAAUAAUAAUAAUUUGUUUUUGUGCGCUGUUUGAAUGCAGCCUGUUGUGGAAAAGUGGUGCAUAAAUGAGACCAUAAUAAUGAAGUGUACACGACCAGUUUCUCAAUGACUAGCUCUCCCUCUCCCUCUCCCAUUUUAGAAGGCACCCUUUUUUGGUGUCAGCAACCUAACUGUAUACUGAAUACAGAGACAGUUGAAAGUGAUGGUUUUUCACAAAGCAUUUUUUGACAUGUUAGGGCUCCAGGGACAAGUUAUCACUUAUUAAAACAUAGCAGUCCGAUUUCCUAAUAGAAAUAUCAAACAGCUGUUGAGGGACCUUGACCUUAACAACUCAAAAAGGCCACAUCUGUCCCCUGUAAAAAAACAAACAAACCCAAAACCAAGCCUCAGCUAGGAGCAUAGGAGAAAAGUUAGGUGAAAAACGACUAACAUGUUAUAUUUCACAUUUGGUUUAGAAAAGCAGGCAGAGUCCGUGGGAAGCUUUCUCAAGGAAGAAGAACACCAAAAAGGAUAAUUCAGUAAAUGAAACCAGCAAACCUUCAGUACUUUACAUUAGACAUCCUGUCUGUCAAAAGAAGAAGGAGGUUCACCGAGUUGGCUCCAUUGCCUUCCUGGUUGGAAAAACACCCCAAAGAAUCCGCAGGUAAGAAUACAAUUUGCAAAAAUGACCUCCAUUUCUGUUUUUUCAUAGUUUGCUUUAUAUAAACUUUAGCUUUCAGUGGGGAUUAUUAAUAAUGUUAUGUUUAAAAGCAGUAUUGUUUUGAAGCCUUUGUGAUUUUAAGUGUAACUUUUUGGGAAUAAACAACAGAAAAUAUUGUGGAAAGACAGCAAAAUGAGCAGUUCUGAUGGUGCAUUGCAAAUACCUUCAGUCAGGUUUGCUCAGCUUUCCUGAGAAGUUAGAGCAUGUCGGUUCUUCUAGUUUUCUAUUAGAGUGAUCAUGUCUAAAACAUAAUAUUGAUGUAUCCUGAAAUUUUUCCACAGUAGUUUAGUGUUGCUGGAAUUGUGUCCUCCUUUUAAUGGUUGGAAUUGCAAUUUUUAGAAGAACUUUUAUUGUCUAGCCAAUAAUUGGGGGGAGGAGAUGAGGAAAAGUCCCACAGGACUUCCACUGCUGGGACUCAUUAGGUGAAACUCACCUCAUGUUUUUGCAAACCAUGUUAUAUCAGCUUUUUUAAACUAAGGCUUUGUAAACCAUGGCUUGGCAAUAAUUCUGAAUUCUCUUUUUUCUGGACACCUGGAAAUUAGUGUUACUGAUUCAUGUUGUAAGAUAUCCAUCCAUUUUUUUGUUUAUUUUUUUUACAUUAUUGGGAUAAUUAGUUAUGCUUUGUUUCACUGAUGGCUGUAGGAAACAGUUUGAAGAAAUGGCAUCUCAUUUUCAGAAGGCCUCAGUGGAAGAACUUGCCAAGCAUAUUAUCAAAACUACAUCAGAAGAAAGGCAGAAAAUGCUGAAAGAAUUUUACAGUGCUAAAUAUCCAGAGUUAAAGGACCUAUUAAAAGUUGAUGUUCCAGUAUCUGUUUCAGAAGGAAGUGAGGAAGGAGAUGUGCACAGAACCCCGUUUAGAAAAAGAAAGGCAAUUUCUAAACGUGGAAAAUCAAAGUCUGAGUCUUCAACAGAUCUCUGCGGCCAAGAAAGACAUGACGCAGAAGCAAAGCAGUUUCAAUUUCAUCCCUUCAUACAGGCUGCUGUGUGCCAUAAUGUGGAAGAUACACAAUUGCCCACUGUCAUUACCCAAGAUAGCGUUAGUAGGAGAAACAGCCAGGCAUUCAAGGACUUUAUGGCAUCUGACUCAUUAAGCAGUAAAUCAGGAAUAAUUGAAGGGCUGUCUGCAAAAGGACAGCCAAACUUGAAGGGGAUGGAGUCACCAAGAGAACCCUUUCUGUCUCCACCAGAAAGCAGACAUGCUCAAAUGUGCAAGAAAAGCUCUUUCGCAGACAUGCUAGGAGACAUCUCUAUUUUAAACGACCUCUUCAAGAGCCAUGAAAAUAGACCAACAGAGGCACCUAGGAAGACUCUCUCAGGUCCUGCAGAAAAAGCACGAACUCGGCCAAAAGACUUCUGGGACAUGCUGAAUGAACCGAAUGAUGAGAGCCUCGAAAAACUCACAGACGUGGCAGCCAUAGAGAAACUGUGCGAAAGAGCUUCUACAGUCACUUCAUCCCAGAAGAAAGAGGAUGACGAGAAGUCUCUUUGGAAGAAAAAUGACAAUUUUUUAUGGAAAAGAUAUGCAACUGACACAGAUGACAAAUCUUUGUCUGGCACGUGAUGUCUAAUUUCGAAGAAAACAAGAGGAAAACAUCCACAGGUGUUAACAAAAAAGAUCAUUCCUACCCCCCCCUCCCCCGGAACUGGCCCAAUGAAUUUGCAAGCUUCUUAAGUGCUCUUCCCGCCAGUUUCCUUCCCCCUCCUUUCACAACUCCUUCAAAAGAAAGGUUGUUUCUUUUCUCUCUCGAAAGAAGGAAACCUCUGUGUUUUGAAGGAAUUGUGAAUGGAAAAUAUCCUGAAGAAAUACAAAACACAUUGCAUUAAUAUUGAGAAUAAGAGCGUGUUGCUCUUACAGCACCUGUGGAGAUUUUCCUCCUGUUUGGCUGUUGACUUGUGAGUGCUCUUGCUUCUGGCUCCUAAUUCAGUUUUAAACAGUUAAACUUGGGAAAAAAUGUUCCAAAGCCGUAAGCCUUCCCCAUAAGACAGCGCAGCACCCAUAUCAGAGUCCCGUUAGAGUCCCAUUUCUCCUGCUUGUCUGCACACAUGAAAACUCUGCCCGCCUUCCAUAUUCCCAUCUAGAUCAUCCCUUCCAUUUAGUCAAGUUACUUGUGUCCAUGUAAACACACACACACACACACACACACAACGAUCCCUCUGUGCACAGGACUUGCAACAUCAUGGGUUGAACGGCCACAUCCUUCUUAUGUUUCAUUGUAAUUUGUUGGCCUCUGUACACUCCAACAUUUCUGUCACGUUUUCUGUCAGCAAAGCAGUGGCAAAAGUGUGGGAUUUAACUAGAUACCUGAUUGGUACUCCUCUGAGCUACUAGAUUAACACUAGGACACUUUCAGACAUCUAAAAAACAACAACAAGCGAAGUUAAUCGCUGCAAACACUUUGGGAUUAAUCAGGAUUGCUCUGUCCCAAACGUUGUGACAUCUUGAAAAGUGCUUGUUUGAUGAUGAACUAGUUUGGCAGCUGCUGAGCUGAUAGCGUAAGAGGCUCCUGCGAAUCUAUCAAGUAGUAUGUAUCAUCAGACAUCACAAAGUUAGCCUGGAGGGGGUAUUGAGCAAGAAGAGGUAGCUGUACUCUGCUACUUUGUGAUAUCUGAAACGAUUCUGAAAGAUAGGGCAGUUCCAGUGGGAUCGUUUAUACAGUAAGGUGUGUAACUUUAGCAAUACAAGCCUUGCAGGCAUGUCUCAUUUCACACCUGCUGGAAACUAAAACUUGAAGGUAUCAGUGUAUGAAAAAAGCAGUAUGGUAACCAGAAACCUGUCAGAUUUUAUUGGGGGAUACAAACUUUUAAUGCUAGUGUUUUAAACUAAGGACUUAAAAAAACACAUCCUUACUGUACAUAUUUUAUCAUCCUAAUUUUAAAAUAAAUGCACAUUUUAUAAAGGUGAUUUGUGAUCCGACCUGCCACUACUUGCCACAAUGGGAUGUGUUUCCACCCAUGUGAUGUCUGGGUGGUUGAUAGUGUUUGAUUUGUUUCCAAUCAGGUUAAAUCACAAAUCUCUAUUAUUAAUCAGCUUCUUGGUCAUCAUAACAGGAGAGUUUAAACAGUUCUGGUACAUCCGUUAACUGCAUUUGGCAUUGCUGGGCACUGGUUGCCAGAUACUGUAAUGCAGUGAUGGCCAAACGUGUCCCUCCAGCUGCUUUGGGACUACAACUCCCAUCAUCCCUAGCUAACAGGACCAGUGGUCAGGGAUGAUGGGAACUGUAGUCCCAAAACAGCUGGAGGGCCAAGUUUGGCCAUCACUGCUAUAAUGUGUCUUGUGAAACAUAUGCACAAGCCUCAUUUAAUUGAAUAAAUGAAUAGCAGCCUUUUCUUGCUGUUUCAUUUCACCGUGCCACUUUCUUGAAUUACCGUAUUUUUCGCUCUAUAAGACGCACCAGACCACAAGACGCACCUAGUUUUUGGAGGAGGAAAACAAGAAAAAAAAUAUUCUGAAUCUCAGAAGCCAGAACAGCAAGAGGGAUUGCUACGCAGUGAAAGCGGCAAUCCCUCUUGCUGUUCUGGCUUCUGGGAUAGCUGUGCAGCCUGCAUUCGCUCCAUAAGAUGCACACACAUUUCCUCUUACUUUUUAGGAGGGAAAAAGUGAGUCUUAUAGAGCAAAAAAUACGGUAAUUACAAUUGGCUAAGUGCAUAAGUAAUUGGCUAAGUGUGCAUCACUAAAUUGGUAAGAGAAUUGCCAAGUGGUUUUGCCAGAAAAAUGAUGAAAUUUCAGCUUGGAUGAAUUUAUUGCAAGCAUUUUGUCUGAAAAUAAAAUCCUUUUACAUACGAUACCUC